AUGUUCGGCACAGAGUCCUCAUGUAAGUAACAUCCUCGCCUCCUCUGCGUUUGUCCAUGUAUCUUUUUGUCUUUGUGUGUGUGUGUGUUUUGAUCAGAGGGGGAAGAGGGGAAAGGGAUACGAUUGUUUGCCUUGCUCUUGCAUCCCUCUCCUCUCCUCUCUUCUCUUCUUCCUGUUUUGCCUCCAUGGUCGCUGGUGGCAGAUUGCACGGGGGAGAAAUCUGGGAUCUACCAUUUUAGCACGGAGGGUCGGCGAUGCAAGCUAGCUGGUCACGCCGAGCUCACCGCCUGCCUCGCAUUCUCUCGCUAUUAGCCUCCUGUGCAUGUGUGCGCGUGUGUUCUUGCUUUCCUCUUCAGGAUGAUUGUGUUAUAGUAAAGAGAUGCUGCUCAGUGUGUGUUUUUUUUUGGUGCAUGUUUGUUUGUCAGAAGAUGGAUGCUUUCGCCGGUGUUUCCAGAAGCGUCAGCCUCCCCCCCUGUCUUCUUUCUUCGGCUCGGUCAGAUUGCAGCAAGGUGUGAGCGUAGUGCCUCCAUCCACUCAUGCUAGCAAAGCAAAACACACAACAUCACUAUUGUGCAGAGGCUGUAUAUGUGCGCACGUGUCCCGGGAAGAGUUGUCGUGUUGAUCGAAAUGUGGAGGCAGGUGUCUCCAGGCAGGUCCCCUUCAUGCCCUCUACCCCACCCUCCCAAGAAUCACUGUCACUCUGAUUGGUACCUUGACGCCUCCACACACUACCUGCUCCACCUUCAAGACAUUCAGUGUUCAUCUGAUUGAUCAUUUGGACCCAAAAGUAACUUCUUUCUUCUACAUCCGAUCACAUCUGGCAUGCACAGUGUGUCUAAGUGUGUGUGUGUGUUCCAGUGAUGAGAAGCUGUCAUGCAGCACUUCUCUCAGAACUAAUCUCACUUUAAUGAAAUGUACAGCUGAGCGGGUACAGAUCCAGGAGUGUCCUGGAGGUUCUUCAGCCGGCUCUAGAUCAUAUCUAACAUCUAAGUGAAGCCCGGCUCGUGAGGUUGUCCCGUCCUUUGUCAUGUGAGAAGCUGAAUUCUUGCCAAAAAUUGAAGGUUGUUUCAGGGUCACAGAUAAUGCCUUCACUUUGUCAGUUUGACAGCAGCUUGUCCUCCAUGUCCGGCUGUCUGGGAUUGAUUUUUAACUCUGAAGGGGUCCCUGUGGUCUGUUUUUUAUUUAAACUAUUAUAGAUAGAUGUUUCUUUUACAACAAAUUCUUCUUGCAGAGUUUUAUGGUUGAAGUAAUCAACCAUUUCUCAGUAAUCAAGUGAAAGAGAGCUGAACCUUUUAAAAUAUCUGAACAUGCUGAUUAAGUCAAUGUGUUUUUGGAUGUCAAAAAACUACAUUUGUGAGGUAUUUAGCUGACAGCCUUGUAUUAUCCAGUCAGUUGAUUUUUAACCAGUCUUAAAUGUUAAAGCGUGGCUCUAUAGUUCUCAAUUUCUUCAUGUUUGCAGUAGGGCUGGGCGAUAUGGCCUCAAAUCAAUAUCACGACAUAUUGAGCAGUUCACCUUGAUAAAGAUUUAUAGAGAAUAACUUCGUCUACUUCAGCUGUUACAACUUUUGAACCGUCCUCCGUCUCCUCACCUGUCUUUCCCUCUUUGUUACGGACUGGAUGGGGUGGAGUCACGUCUCUGAUGUAGGACAGCGUCUUAAAGGGACAUGAGACCAUAGCCUACCUACACACAUCUAAAACCAACUUUUAUUUAUUUUUUUCACACUGAAUAUAUUGACAUGGGCAAAAUGACGUCAGUUGUUGUCGUAAAUUUUGGUGUCUGUAAUUUUUCAGUUGAUCACCCAGCCCUAGUUUUUUUGCUGUAGGGAUGUUGUGCCGUUCUUCAGUUAUCAAAUCAGAGAUAGCUGGUUUAAGUGUGUUAAAAUAUCUGAACAUGCUGAUAUAUCAAUGUGUUCUUGGAUGUUAAAAACUACAUUGUGAGGUAUUUAGCUGACAGCCUUGAAUCUUCCAUUCAGCUGAUUUUUAACCAGCCAUAAAUGUUGGAGCGUGGCUCUAUAGUUCUCAAUUUUUUCAUGUGUGCAAUUUAUUGCUUCAAGAAAAGCCUAAAUGUGCAAUUUUCAAGUCAUUAUUUUACUGGAUAAGAAAGCUGAAUAGAAACAAAAGUAGGGAGAGGGGAGUGAAUAUAGAGUUGACAAAAAACAGCAGCUACAGCAAAAAGAUUUUGAAAAAAUUCUAUGAAUCAGUUUUAAUCGCUAAUUAAAAAUUGAGAUAUUAACUCUGACAGAAACUGUAUUCAAUGCAUUUGCCCACUGGUGCGUAAUGCAUGUAAUUUUGGGUUUUGCAUAGCUACAGAACAUAAAGAGUCGUCCAAGCAGACUCAUAAACUAAUCUCUGCUCUGUGGAAAUAAAGUCAUGCAGAGUGAGGCUCCAACUACUGAAUGUUGAACUGCUGCAACUUGAGAACUCAAAGGAGAAAAAAAGGGAGAGAGAAAUAUUUCAGACUCCAGUUUUCUGCCGACAUGUUCUUCAUGAGAAAAGUUAGCUAGUCCAUUCAGUCAGGAGUUAGUGGAGAGUGCAGCUGGUUCACAGUCGGUCCAGCAGCAGAAAACACAUGCUCAGGCUCUGAUGUUGCUGGUAUGCACAGACACUGCUGUGCCAGCUUUGCCAUCCAGGGAAAUGUCUCUGCGUUGAUUUUCCACCAGUUGGUCAGCUGCAAAAGUUCCCAACCUCCAUGUCCGUGUCCAUCCUGUGGUGUACUGCACCCCAGAAGAAGACUAUAAAUAAAGCAUGGAGAGGUCUUUACGGGGCACAGCAUCUUUAACAUGCUUUGACUCAAAAGCCCACUCGGAUAACUGAGACCACACUUUGUUGAUCUUGUUCUUGAACCACUUCUGGCACCCCCUGAAAGUGAAAUAUUUGUAAUGCAUAGAUAUGAGGUAGUGCUGCAACACCAUGGUCGCAGUGUACACAACGCACCAACACUAAUAGGUGUAAAUUUGUGUGUAAGAGUACACAAUUUGUCUUUAAAGUUCCACUCCGAGCGUUUUUUUUUACUACCUUAAGUUUUCUCAGUGGUCUUUAGAUUGUGAUUAUUAAGUUUUUAACCAAAAUCAUGUUACCUGUGUCAUUUUCAAGGGCUUUUCUCCUGCAGAGCUCCAGUAGCUCAUUAGCAAUUCACCUCUGAGUCAUGGGCGGAGACAGCGCUGCUCUGCACACUCCUCUUAAUGCUAGCUUGUUGUAGCCUAACAUUCCCGUUGUAGUAGAAGUGGCAGGUAACAUUGGAGCUAUUCAGCUCUUAGACAUUAAUAUCUUUAGGGGCAUGAUGAAAGCUAAUAUCAUAAUUAGCGUUCUUACAAGCAUUGCAAUCCGCCAACUUACAUGCUUGUUCCGCAAGCAUCCUCUCUGGUUUUCCGAGUCUGACCUGCAUAGCGGGGCUCUGGGGGCGGAGUUUGGAUUUGUGACAUAGGAAAUCUCACUGUGUCUGAGCCUGCCGUUUGGGUCUGUCAGAGAUUCACAGUGAUUUAAAUGAAGAAAUACUCAGAAAUGCAAUUUCGCACCUACUUUUCCCCUGAUAUGUCCUGUCGCAUCAGAAAAAUACCAUAUGAACAUGUAGAAAACAAGAAAAACAUUAUUUUCAUCGGGGUGGGUCUUUAAGUUAGCUUGACAACGAAUCCAAAAUGUACAGCUUUGCCUCUUACAAUCCUGCACUGAAAAUCAACUCGACAAGUGCGUUGUGUUACUCCUUCUUCUGAGAAUUAGACAGUAGACACAUAAAAUUAGGCCAAAUCAUAAAUGCCCAUCAGACUCCUUAGGCUCUGGCCAUAAACUCACCAGCAUUUGUUCAAACACUCCGAGGUUAGUCGAACCCCUUUCACGGGCGAUUUCAUUAGAAUUGCUUUGGUGGGUAACAGCCUCGGUCCAAGUUUAUUUCCAGGCUGUAAACACUGCAUCAGCAAACUCCGGGCUGGAAAAUAAACUUGAGCACUAAAAAAAGUUUGAGACUAUGAAGUCGUCUCCAGGAGAAGAGCCUGUGUUAAAGACCCUCCUGAUCCCCCUGUCUUUAUGUGGACAGUCUAGACCGUCUCCAUAAAGACUGUCAUUAAAUACAAAGUGUACAUUAUGAGCUUACGAUCUUUAAUAUGUGGAAGUGCAGCUCUCUCAGAAUAUAUUUGUUUGGCUGGAGUAGAAAAAUGUUGGUCAGUUUGUCCAUAAGCCUGAGCUGAUGUCAUCAUAUAUAGGGCUGGGUGAUAAACUAAAAAUUUACCAAUACUGAAAUUUUGAAAUUUACAACAAUAACCUUUUUCAUUUUGCCCAUAUUGAUACAUUCGGUGUCAAAAAAAAAAAAAAAAAAAUUGGUUUUGGAUGUGUGCAGGUAGCCUAUGGUCUCAUGUCCCUUUAAGACGUUGUCCUACAUCAGAGACGUGACUCCACCCUAUCCAGUCUGUACAAAGAGGGAAAGACCGGUGAGAAGGAGGACGGUGAAGUAGACAAAGUUAAUGUGGGAGGGGGUGAGUAGCUUGUGAAGUAAUUAUCGUCUAUUAAUCGUUAUCGAGGUGAACUGCUCAAUAUGUCGUGAUAUGGAUUUAAGGCCAUAUUGCCCAGCCCUAAUCAUAUGGCUUGUUUUUUCUACAACCCUUGAAUAUUCACUCAGAGGACCAGCAGACAGUUGUUUUCCCUAAUCUCAUGCAAACUUCCACUUGAUCUUAUCUAUUAUUCUUUUACAACACAAUGAUGAAGUGUUGCAGCAGUUAAAAACAUCAUGUUUUGAUGUCUUUAUAAUCACAUUGGCACGUCGCGGCAUCUUCUGGACUCUCCCCUAAAAUCGCCAUAACCCUUUAACAGUCGACUAUGAAUCACUGCGGUGGACCCUGAACCUGUACCUCAGUUGUGUAAAGGCCUACUCCAAAACUUGGCAAGGUUUGACGGCGAGCUGAAUGUAAAAAGCUUUUAACUUUUGGCUUAUAUCAAAGUUCCCUUAAGUAACUUUAAUCACAUUUAUGUUGAGACAUUAGCGUAAUUGCGUUGGUCCAUCUAUUGCCAAACUGUCACAGGAGGAAAAGAGGAAAGAAAAGAAAAAAACAGCAGCCUUUAUCAACCUCUCCAGCAUUUCACACUGAGGUCAGUGAUCAGGUUUGGUGGGAGAUGAGCCAGAUUUCUGUUUGGCACAAAGGACUUUUGGCUUUUUUUCUAAUGAAGGCAGAUGGCAGGAGAGGAAAAUGCAGAGGAAAGACCCUCAAACAUGAUCAUCCUCAAGACAAGAGAAAUGCAAAUAAUCAUUUCAGACACUGUAAGGAAAAAGUGUAAUUAUGCAGUUAUUAUAAAUACACCAUCAUAAGGUUAAUAAUUGAUAUACCACCAUGGUUAAUUUAUUAAUACCCACCAUGUGGUAUAUUAUUAAAAGUUCAUGCAUGCAUGAUCCAGAAUGGGGACUCCGUUUGUCUGUCUUUUCAAACAUACCUCUGUCCAACACUCUGUAUUCAUGUGCAGCUCAAGUGUUCAUAAAGAUGACUGAGGUGGCGUUUGUGGAAAUUUUGCAGCCUUUGCUUUAGUUGAACUUGCACAGCCCUUUAUUUUGCAUAUCCAUCUGUGUUUCACUAACACCAGUGUGAGCAGAAACAUCAUCCACUUCCCACGAUCCUGGGUAAAUGCACGCACAUAUGCAGAGCUCUUUUAAAGACAUUUGACCUCAUCAGAUGUCACCUCCCUGCCCCCCAUCUCUCACUCCAGCUAACCAACCUCAGCACAGGUUUGGAUAAAUGGAGUCCGCAUGCUAUCGUGCUUUCUCUCUCCUCUAACCUGUGUGUUCAAAUUGGUUUUCGUGGAAAAAGGAUGAUUCUUUAGCCCUGCACUAAGUCUGCACUCAAUCCAAAUGGAAGCCAGUACUCGCAGUUUUCCAUGUGCUACAAGAUCUGGGUCCUGCCUGAAGGGCUAUCGAUUUCUUCUUUUAAAGUCAUUUAAACUUUAUCAUUAGAAGGCAGCCAGUAGUGACAGAAAGAGGAGAGGGCGGAAGUGAAAAACUUAUUGCAAAAACUUCAGGUCGGUUUCAAUCCAGGGGCUCGUAGUUAAAUUAAACCCACCUCAGCCCACUCAAUCAGUGCUGCAGCCUCGUGGUUAUUGAUCGUCUGAUGUCAAGUUGUCUUAGCGAUCUUAUUGUCAUUGAUGUGGAGUGAAGGGGCCAACGGUAACACAGCUCUCUCUUUCUUAGUGUAGUAAAAGAGGAAAUAUAGGUUCACUUAGGAGCUUUUUAUGUGUGUCCAUUCAGUUCAAGGUGUUAGCAGUAAAAAGAUGAGAAACAUACAAAAACCUUUCAUCUGGGGUAAAUGUAAAUUUGAGGUAAGGUAAGGUAAGGUAGACUUUAUUGAUCCUGCAAGGGGGAAACAAUUUCACCACCAGGACAAGAAGACUCAUCCAGACGACAAACAGCAUGGAGACAUCAGAAAAACAUAGACUCAACACCAGAUACACAACAAACACAGUACAGGCCAAUGAAACGUGAUUUAAAAGUGGUACAAUAAAAGAUAAGGACAUGAUUAAAUACAACAAAAGCCUGAUAAAGAUGAAUAAAUACUAAAAUAAAUUAGAAGUCAGAAGUUAAUUUAUUAACUGCAGCCUUUAAUUGAGAAUAUCUGCAAAUCCAUCAGAUUAAAUGUUGGUCCUUUAAACCUCUUAGUGACCUUGUGCUACCCUUAGACCUUGUUUACACGUGCGUAUGUGCAUAGUCAGAAUAACAUUUUCACAAUUUCUUCAACUACAAAUUUAUGCUGUUGCCCCCACUCUCUUGCCACUUAAGGAGCUACGCUGUUACGUUCACAUUACAUUGCGCACUACUCGCUAUAGACUGUGUAUAAACUUAAACGUUACCCUUCACAUUAAUGGAAGCAGGUCUGAAAGGAAAUUGAUGCGCUUGUUGAUGACUCAAAACAAGUCGAAAAUAACGACACGUGUUGUUGUGCUCACACAGUGCGAGUAGAAACCAUUAGUGGCGCAUUGAUAUUGAUGCUAUUAAUGCUAUUAAUGCUACUCGCUAUAUAGAUCGUGCAUAGGCUUAAACGUUACCUUUCACAUUGAUGGAAGAUGGUCCGACAGGAUUUGAUGCGCUCGUUGAUGACUCAAAAGAAGUCGAAAAUAACGUUGUGUGUUGUGCUCACACAGUGCGCAAUAGUGGCGCAUUGAAAUGAUCAUGUGAAAUUUCAGAAGCGGCGCACGUAAUUCAGCUGAAUGAAAGCAGGGGAAACACUAGGUUUUGUCGAAUUAUGUCAUGCUCACGGAAACGUAGGCUUCUCCAGCUAUCCCGAAGUAUAAACAGAUUAUACUCUCCAAGUAUUGUUGAAACUUUGUCCUUUCUGUUGGGGUUUUUAUUGGACAAGCUCAUUGUGCGAGACAGAGUGUACAGUGAGUAUUUUAAGGCCUGCACCCCUCCAGCAUGGACACAGCAGUAAAAAGAUGACAAGAAAGCUGCAAGGACUGCCAACAGCAAGAGACAUUCACGUUAACAACGGGCCGAGCUGGCCUGGCUGGAGUGGAGUAGAUAUUAAUGCGUGAGUUACAGUUUGGGGGCUCCUGUCCUGCUGUAAAGCUCGGCUCCACUGUCUCGCUCACCUUUAACGCUCCUCUAAAAACGUACGGCUGUUGACCACUUCUCUCUCCGAGCUUCAAAGAUAAUGAGCUGUUGUCCUUCUGAUUUUAUUAGUCCAUGUAAAUCUGAUCACGCUGUAUUGACCUCCAUAUCAGUUUGCGUGACUCCCUGUGUGAUUACAGUUCCUGUCCUGAGCGGGAUUAUAUCAGUUACAUCAUGUUAAACCGUUAUUUUCUGAUCAUCUGGUGGGCGCAUGAUUGCAGCUCCUCUUAAUGAUCCGUCGUACGCGUAGUUACAUGUGCGAUGCCACACAGUUUCAUAACUGACGAGGCUUUUUGACAGUCUGCUGGGAUGUUCUCAGCCUGAAAUAGACUGAUGCCCGUCGCUGAUGGGAGAAACCCGAACACAGCACUAUCUGUGGACCAGGAUAUUCCUGUGUAAGAUUAUUAUUAGAUCAGUAACAGUAAGCUCAUUGAUGGGGAUGAGCUGAGAGAAAUGUUAUUGGCCAGUGGAGGCCUGCUCUGAUAAUGGGAGGAUGCUGACGGCUUAGAAAACAGAAGAUUUGAGCCUUUUAGUACAUCACUCACACCUGGAUGCCCUUGCCAUCUGGUUCUGAAGAAGUCUCUGACCCCUGCUUCUUAUUUGAAAUAAAGAGGACGAUAGAAAAUGUAGAAAGUGAAUUUUUUUUAUCAACCUAACAGGGGGUAUGUCUUUUUUAAGCUGGACAAUAGUUUGUUCACCGGCUGAUAAGAUCACAUUAUGUUUCAAAAGCAGCGAUAAGCCACUAAUGGGUCUGAACUGUUGUGUGAGGGAUCCCGGGGUGGGCUCUGUUUUAUUUGUUUGUGGCACUGUGAGCGCCCACGGGCCCAAUAAGCUCACAUACACAAAAAAAAGGAGUGUUUUAUGAAAGACAAACAGCGCUCCGACUAGCAAGCGGCGUGUCUCUGUUGCCAUGGUAACACCCCGUAAGAUCGGCAAAGCGGCAGAGUGAUCAGGUUUCUGUGGUAACUGCUGACUUCUGCUAUUUUUGUCUCAUGAGCUCAUUUAAUGGCCGAGUGUCAAGCGAGCCCAAAAAGCGGUCUUUUUUGAGAUCGAGGACUCGCAGUGAGAGGCAGAAACCAGUACAGCCUCAGACAUCAUGACCUGUGACACUGAACCCUCGCCAAGCAGAUGCAAGAGAAGGAGAAAUCUCUCCAUCUGUGAUUAAUUUGGUGUAAAACUGCAGAUUUCUAAAGCCUCAGAAAUCUGCAGUGGAAAUGGUCUGCCUGUGUUUUUUUCUCUGCUGAUUGUGAUGUGAGAUCUCGAAGUAUCUUUGCUGUAAAACCCAAAGAUGACGUGGACUAUCAGGUGAUUCUCCAGCUAUCGUAUUUUUGUCCUUCAGAUGAAUUAAAACACGAUUAUUGAACAGUUCACCUUGGCCAAAUUGCCAGCUGCCUUCCAGAGGUGGGCAGUGAUCCACUUUCAGUCCCGUCACCGGUGUCACGUUCUGCCACAACAUGGUUUUCGCUGGUUCGAACCUGCUCUGGUUUUCUGGCUGCAUUUUUGUUUUAGAGAUUGACUUCUCCCGGUGCAGAUGCAGCCAUGGUGUCAAAGUAGGUGCCAAUGUUUGCUCAGAAAGUGAAUCCUGGAUCCUGGCUCAGGGAUCAGGUAACCUUGAGCUCCGUUCUCUCCAAGUUUGAUGCUGCAGGGAUUUGUCUCCCUUUUAUAAAGUCUACCUGCCUGAAAGUUGUCUGAAGGUUGGCAGUGAUUGGAAGAAGCAGUGUAAUUAUUCAACCAUCAACACCUGAACAUCAGCUACCUGUCAGUAACAUUACUGCUCAUUGGGGCUGUACAAUUGAUUGAUUUCAAAUCGUCAUCAGAUUGUUUGAUUAGGACGAUGUUAAAAAAAUUAAAAGUGUUGAAUCGAUUUUCCUCUCUAUCAUGUCUCACGCCUCCAAGCCACCGUAGGCCCCGAAAAUCGGGAUUUUAUUUUUGGCCAAAAUCGUGAAGCCCUAUGUCUUUUAAUGAGACCCACAAAAACGAUACCCCUACUCACUUGCAAAGAAAGAACAAACCUGUUUAUCCGUUUACCCUCUUUGGCAGACCAACCACUGCAGAGUAAUGGAAAAUGCUUCACUAAUAAUGUGCUGCUUUAGCUUUUUCAUGACAGAACUGACACUUGGUUUUGUUCCUCGCCAUCACAGAGAGUACAGUGGAUUUUUCCUCAAUGCUUAGUCACAACUGUGCCAACCUUUUGGCACUGGAAAUGAACUUUUCUGACAUUUUAAACUGAAAAUCUGUGAGAUUACGGCCGAAAACUACAAAAACCUUAAGAAGGUAAUGCUUGAAAUAACAACCCUAAUCUCCGGAAAAGUGCUUUAUGAAUGGAUUAUUCCUACCAGAAGACAAGACCUCGACUCUUUAAUAGAAAGACCUGGAAACAUUUCUACAUCAUCAUGUUACUGGCAUCCAGAAUCUCCUUAUAUGGAUCUCAGACUGGUUGUGAAACUACUUAGCAAACAGGAACAGCUCCCAGGCCAUUUGCCGCUGCCAUCCAUAACUUCAGCAGCCGUCAGCUCAUGCCAACAGUAACAGAGCCGAGACUUUUGAGUUUAAUGAUCUUAGACUUGGCUAGAACCAGGGGAGGUGAGGUCAUUCAGUCUCAGCACGCCGACACCACUCGCUUUAGGUGUUGUUGUGUGUGUUUAAGAGGUCCUGGAUAGUUUUUCUGUAGCCUAGCACCAAGUUUGACACACUCAGUUUUGUGUUGACGUGCUUUCUAGGUAAACGUUUUGUACUAAAAUGUUCAAAUUUCAGAAUUUAAAGCAUUUUAUGUUUAAAUACCAUAAUUGUAGAUCUCUGACAUUGCUCCCUAAAAGUUAAAGUUGUGCUCUAAUCCUUGUUGCAGGGCUGUACAGUGUGAGAACUGAAUGGCAUUGGACUCUAAAAAUAGAUUAGUAUGAGCCAGAAAAAUGAUCUAAGAGUGCAGACUCCCUUAGUGCCUUUUUUUAACCCCUGCUGAUGAGCAUCAAAAAACUGCAAGACCCACAUACUCGAAUAUGUUGAUGUCUGUAGAUGUGGCUUUGAGGAUGCAACAGGUGUAACAGGUCGAAAUAGCACAGACAUCAAGAGAAAAAUUGAAGUGGUUUAAGCUUCUGUAACCCUAACAUAAACAAACCUUUUGGCUAUCAGCUGGGUGCAGGAGACGCUGGACAUUUUUAAACUGUGAGAGUAUUUUCUAGUUUAACACAUUUGCAUUUAAUGAAUUGGAAACAGGACAGCUACCAGUGUUUACACAAGUGAAGGCACAGCUCUUGAAUCAUGGAUGAGGGUAUUAUUAAAGUCUCUGUGCCACCAGCUCUGAAAUCAAACCACAUUUUCUGAAACUUUAUUCCUGUCAAAGGGAUAUUCCGGCACAAGUUGCAGGCAAAGCUAAAUAGAUGUUUGAUGGCUUGUACUAUGGCUGGGACCCUAUAUGUACUGUUGAUGAAGUUAGGUGCUGUUCUGAGCAUUAUUUGUGGCUAUAGAGUGGCAUUUUGGUUGAGGUUGGCACGUGGAGACGUAGACAGCUGUGUGUUGCUAUCUUGCUGUCGUUACUAAAGUUGGUGUAACCAGAGAAGCAAGCUGUUGGCAACAUCCAUCUCUUGAGGGGGUGUCUAACUCAGUGUUAGACUGUGUUUAACCAUGACUGAAAUCUACGCCGGAAUAUCCCUUUAAUUGGGCUGAUUUCGCACUGGAGUCCUCCCUUCUGACCAAGGUCAGCAGACGCCCCAGUAUCAGAUGGUUUCAAAGAUUAUCUUCCCAGAUUAUCCUGAGGUGUGAGGUGUGAAGAGGGAUUUUUCUUCCCUCUGAUCUGCGCAGAAGACGAUCAGGCUUCCUCAACUUGAAAUCGUGACCAUCAAACAGAAAUCCUUGACGGGACGGCCGAUCAUGCAGACAACUUAACAGCCAAUCAGGAAGCAGGCUGACUGAAGAAGCCAUAAUUGCAAAGGCUGUGUCCGAAAUGGAUCCAUAACCCCUAUGUAGGCGACUAUAUGGGGGUUAGUGCCAUUUUGAGGGGUGUCCAAAACCUGAGUGAUCAAUUCCAGUGCCCCAUAUAGGCGACUCAAAAUUUCUCAUAGAGCAUUGCAAAAUGUUGUGACCAUCCGAUGGUCACUCACCGGUGGUGGGCGUCCGUCAUGCAUUGCGUCUCCAGUUGCAGUCUAAGCAGUGACGUCACAACGGUGCGCCAUGUAGUGUCCGAAACCUCCGGUGAUUGAGCUCACUACAUAGUCAGCUAUAUAGGGAAACCCCAUAUGUGGGUUAGGGGUUAGGGAUUGAGUGAUUCAUUCCGGACACAGUCAAAAACAGCUGUUGCAACAAAAUUAAACAUGAAGCAUGGCGAAGAUUGAUACAUGAUGACAACCCAAGUGCUUACGCAGAGUUCAUUACUGAAAUGACAAGGAGAGGCGUUGAAGGAAAUUGCUUCUUCAGUGAGAGUCCCAGAAGGCUAAGUAAAAGGCCAAACUGCACCAUCAAUAACAGAUAAAGGAAUUUGGCGCCAUUAACCACACGAACCAUCGAAGUGAAGUGGACUGGUGUUGACGAUCAAACCCUCUGCUGUGGACGGGCGAGCUGAGAAAUGUAAACGCGGCUGUUCUUGGCAUUACUCCCUCAGUCAUAAUCAUCGUGUGUGCUUGGCGACUGAUGAAAAAGGGAUAAUACGGUGCGGGGUAGUUUGCAAAAUGAGUUUGAAUGUGAUUAACACCCUCUAUGGUAUGGACAGAGAGGAAUUUGGCUCUAGUGCUGUUUGAUUUUGGAUUUAAGAGGCUGGGGCUUCAUGAAAAGGGGACCUGCGGUUUAAAAAUCCCGAUAUCUGAUAUGUCUCUAUUGUUUGAUUUAGCCAAGUUUAGAGGAAUGAAAGAUUAUGAAGAGUCUUGUUUUUACUCUUCCUUUCAGGGUGUCUUCAUGUUGCUGUUUGCGUCCUCCAUGUUAACGUAGCAGCUGCACGACUGCCUGUUUUAUUCCUUGCGCAGCUGUAAUGGUGAACACCUGCGUUUAAGCACCCUUGAGUCGCACUCACUGUGAUAAUUCUACACUUAAAAACCCAGUAAUCAUUACUAGUGUCAGUGUAUUUAUCAUUUCUCGGCUUUUUGUCUUCUAUAAACACUUUACCCUCCCCUGUAAUCCUUAAAUAUCCUGUAAAUUGAGGUUAAAUUUGAAUUGACAUCUUCCGAUGAAUGGUAUUUACGUUUCCGAUGCCUGUCAGCGAGGGCACGCAUCAUUCCUCUCGGUUGAUCUUCAAGGAAGUGCAGUGAUAAUUAAAUCGCUCCAGUGGCGUCUCGUGGAAAGAAAUCGCCGCAUUUGUCAUCAUCAUGUUCAAAGGCUAACAAAGAACUGAAGCUAACCUUGUCAGGCAUUUAAUUUCGCUGGGCUUUCCUCCAUCCUCCUCCGUCUGUAGUAUCUCAGCAAACUGAACAGAGGCAGAAAGAGAGGCAAAGAAAGACAGAAGAGCCACAUAGUCCUGGGAUCGAGUGGAGGGAAAUACUCGAUAUGCUGAAAUUAAACUUUGGACUCGGCACCCUCUCUAGAGACCAUCACUGAGGGGCUCCUAAGCAAAGCACUUGAGCCCCAAUUACUCCAUUAACCCUCACAACCCUGCAGUUUAAAUAGCCCUCUAGUGUCUGCAUAGAUAUCAUGGCUUUUUGUGAUCCCAUAUCUUGACUGAAUAAAACAUGAUUUACCACAGCAUCUUAACUUUAGAAUCGAUGGAAAAAACUGAGAAUGUAAAACGUGUUUUAACAAGAAAAACCUUAUUUAAAAAAACACUGAAUGUGGGAGCAUGAACAGAGUCUUUCUCAAGUUAUUUGGGCGUAGUGUCGUUUUUUCACAGUCUGAAGAUAUGCAGAUUUUUGAGCACAGUGCACAGACAUUAUGUGAGUUUCAUCUGCUAUAGAAGUACGAUGUCUGUACCAGUAUUUUGCCUCAUUUACAUUUAACAUCAGGGCAUUUCUUAAAAAACUGAUUUGUAUUUAGAGAAUCUGUGUAGCUGGUUGUAAAUGCUUACUGUGGUUACUUUGGCCUGACUCCCACUUUUACAGUAUUUCCCAUUAGUAGUGUGACAAAAUAUUAAUUGGCGGACUAUUGUGAUAUUUAACUUAACGAUUGAUUAUCGAUGCACGCUUGCCGCAUAUUCAUUUUUUUGUGUCAUCACUAAACUAUAUCUGCUAUACACUUCUUUCAUCACUCUUCCUUAGUGACUCGGGUCACCAUUUUAUACGCAACCAGGGGGUGUUUCUCUGGCGAGUAAGUAUCGGGCCGAAGCCACAAAAGAAGAAAAAACAAACAACAGAGCAAAUAUGGCCGUGGCGAAGUUAGACCAGCAUUGUUUAGGUCAAGAGUAUGGACACACUUUGGCUUUUAAAGUGUGGAUGGGACUAAGCUGGAAAAGGACUUUGCAGUAUGUAAUAAGAGUCUCUUGCAAAUUUGCAACAUAGGCGGUACAGUCAACACUGCACUGUGGUUAAUUUAUGCUGCAAUAUAUGAACUAUGAAAUUUAUUCUUUCACGCUUAUAAAUGCACAGAUAUAUCAUAGGUUACCAGGAGCAAUGUAUCGAUAAUUGCGGUAUCACCAUAUCGAGAUAUUAUCGCUAUCAUGAGCCAUGUAUCAGCUAUCGUAUCGUAUCGUAUCGUAUCGUAUCGUAUCGUAUCGUGAGGUACCCUGAGAUUCUCAGCCCUAUUUUCCAACAUGUGAGUCGCAGCAGUGUCUGCAUAUUGAUGUUUGUUUUCUCCUUUCUGGGAAUUCAAAUGCUUUCAUACAUCAGAAUUAAAAACUGCUGGAGCAUCCACAGUUUUAAAACCCACUUCUAUUCCUCACAACUGUUGUUUGUCAUUUCGGCUGAGGCAGCAAGCAGAGGGCAAAGAACGAUGGUCGCUGUAGUUCCCAUUUUGCUCUGCUCCACUAAAGCUGGAACAAACCUACACUUUUUUUGCCAGAAAGACUCUGUCAUUUUGUACCAUGACAGGUCCGUAAUAAUUUUGAGAGGCUUUUGCUCUCGCAGCGCCAUGAAAGUGACCGUGCUGUUACAUCCCUGUCAAAUAAAAAUCAAAUUUAAACAGCAAACAUGACGACUUACCAACACAAAAGAAGGCAGUGAGUUUUAGUUUUAUUUAGAUCAGUUUGAACAAGCUUAAGCAAACACUGAUAUCUGUUUUUCAGGGUUAAAUAUGGUCACUGGUGGUCAUUUGGUGCCAGUAAGGCACGUGAGGAGAGAGGAAGCCUGUGACUUUAGGGUCAUUUGGGUUGUGCUGUAAAAGUGCAACCCUGCAACCUUUAAAAAUCGAAUCUCAGAGUUUGGCAUGACAUCAAAUCUGAGUUAACUGUGAUUUGGUAACAUCUCUGGAAAUAGCGAUCUGCUAGAUGAAACAGGUAUUUUUUAUAAAACAAACAUUGAGUUUGAGCUUAUAUACAGCCUGUUUUGUUUCAUAUUUUUCACAUAUAGUACCAGCAUUAUUGAACAAUAUUAUCAUUUAUGCAUUUUUUAUCAUAUCUCAUCCUGCAGGUCUAUUUCUUCUCAACGCCCUUUGAAUAAAUUAAGAAAUACAUCCAUAUAUGAUCAUACCAAGAUAAUAGACUGAAGGACUAUUCAGUGAUCUGCACUGACAAAGCUCCUUCAUCUGAUCUGCUGUAGGGUCAUUUAAGGGUUGUCAUGGUUACCCCUGCAGGGACAGACUAAGGAGCACCUGCCCCCGCCCCCUUUCAUUAAAAUCCAUGUUAUUGAUUGGCUGCACUCAUAUCUACAGACCCCGCACCCCCCACUUGACUUAUUCUGCUGGGUUACAGACGAGAGGGCACGACAGAGCCGGCUCACGAUUGCGCGGGUUCUUCUGUCACUCACAGACCGCAGCCAAUCAGGGAAAAACCAGGCUGACCAGGGGCCCCUCCACGAGUUUAUACGCUCUUUGAAAGCAUCUAUCAGCCAGUGGAGGAUUAUAAUCCAGACCAGCUUUCUCUUCCAGUGUGUCCUUGCUGAAGAUCUUCUUAUUCCAGGAGCCUCAGUAGUGUUUGUGUCUCCUCCAGUGGUUGUUGUGUUAUUGGGAUGGAAGGUGAGUGGAGUGGUUGUGUCGCUUCAUUUGCCUCGCCGCUGUGUGUAGCCAGGAAAUCUACGGUAGCUGUGUCUCUGAUCCGUCCCUUGUAAAUGGCCUUUGUAUUGAGUACAGCAGGUGGCCCUGUACAUUUUGUAUUGAUAUUCAUGAAGUGGACGGUUUGCUCAGCGCGUGGGCGAAGGCCUGCUGGCUCUAUGUGUGUGUGUGUGUGUGUGUGUGUUUCUGCUUUCUUCUGUGUAUCAGUGUGUGAGGCAGAUAUCUGUGUUUACAUACUGGCUUGUUGAGCAGAGCUAGAUUAGGCCUGAGGUAGGAGGAGGGAGCAUCAUUCAAUCUCUGUGUUUACUUUCCAAUGAUGUCCCAAAUAUUUGUUUUCUUCUUCGUUUACUUUCUUCUCUUAGAAAAAAAUAAUUAAAAAUAAAAAGCCUGUCUGACAGACUGUAUAAGCUGUCGCAGCCUCCCGCACAACAUCUUAGUUAGCGCUUGAAAGAAAAACAGCCAGAGAGCCGAUUUAUCCAUCAGCAAAGACAAUGAAUGAACCGAGUGUCUCUGCUUCUGUCUGUUUACCUUUUCCAUCCUUCUGUUGACAUAAAGGGACAGCGACGAUAACGGCAGAGCUCCACACAGCUCCACAAGAUGUAAUUGAAAGUGCCCCAUUGUAGAAAUAGGCAGAUUAAACUUUUAUGAUACUGUUUUUUUAUUUAUUCUGACCUCAAAAUAACCAGCAGAAAUCAGAAAAAUUGAUAAAACAGACUCACAACUGAGCCAGCGAGAUGUUGAUUUUAGUCGUUCCCUGUUGGAGCUGAACUUUAAUUUUUAUUUAUUUUCACGAUUUUCUUUUGAAUUUAAAAGCUUAAAAUCUCAAAGAGGAGCGUGGAAUAAAUGUCACAUACAGAGAGAUAGUCAGCUAAUCCAUUAUUUGGAAAAAUACGAGUGCAGGCCUUACUAAAAAGCAGAGAUACUGGCAUAAACAGAAGUGAUGGUUUUGGACCUUGGGCUUUUUAAUGACUUUGCGCCCCCUUAGCUGACCCUGCUGGAGCUUGUAGAUUUCAUUUCCACCAAGUGGUCCAGUUCAGUUCAGCUUGAAACUGUUUGUAUUUGUGUUUUUAGUGUCAGGAGAAGUUUAAAAAACAACUGAUUGACAGUCCUACUUUCUAGCACCCUCUUAUUGAGGUAUCAUGCCUACCUAUUAGGGCCAAUUUUAGCCUGUUUGAGACUAAUCGGUAAUCGGCCAAAACUCGCCGACCUUCGCCGAUAUUUGAGAAAUAAAAUGCGGAGAAUAAGAUUCGGUUUCACUUAGAAAAUUUUCUGCCAUUUGAAAAGUUCCCCGACUUAUCCUGUAGAUGGCGCAGCGACCUCAUGACAAUCUUCUUCCACUAACUACCUCACGGCACAGCAGAGUGACGGCUCUGAAGCAGGCAGCUCAGGGACGCACAGAGGAGAGUGGUCGAUUAAUCGGUAAUCUGAUUUUUUCUUCCCCUAAUAAUCGGUAUCAGCAUCGGCCCCAAAGAAUCCAUAUCAGUCGGGCCCUAAUACCUUUUCAACCCUAAAGCACGGAACCAGACACACUGUGAUCUAGGGCUGCACGAUUAAUCGCUUUUAAAUCAUAAUCAGGUUAUUUAAUAAUGACGAUAUUAAAAAAAUUGAAAUUGUCAUAUUUUUUUCUUGAUCAUGUCUCGCGCCUUGAAUAAAAAAUUAAAAAUCUAAAAUCAAGUUUGCAGAGAAAAAAAUCUAGAUUUUAUUUUUGGCCAAAAUCGUGCAGCCCUACUAUCAUCCAAAGAUUGGUCAAAAGACUCACACCCCCUGUGGUUCCGGGUCCACCGUCUGUACUUGGAAGCUGCUUUUGUGGUCUUAUUUUUCUCCACUUCCCGCUCCAGAAAGUCCUUUUUUCUUUGUUCUGACCACAUUUUCUCGAUGUUUUUCUUCACAAAGUGAAUCUAGUUCUUUAUUUUCAGGUUUAGUCGCUAGGCAGAAACAGAUGCGAGCUGUACACAAAUACACAUCGUGACCUACUUGGCAGAGAUUUCUCUCGAAGACCUCUUCUCUGUUUCUGCACGCACUCACACACAGAACCAGUUUGGCUCCACAUCUGUAGUUUGGAAGCACAUCUAGAGUCAAAAUCCUUUUCCCUUUUUCUCCUCUUUCUUUCUUUGUAUUUGAAUAUUGAAGAUGAGGAGUCAGUUUAUGCCACAAACAGCCGCUGUAAUGAUGUGGUGGUGGUUGUUGUUGUUGUUGCUGGUGGUGGUGAGUCAAAGGCGCUCACUGAAGUUAUUUUUCAGAGCGUGUGGGUAGCCAUGAACAGUGAUGAAUCAGUCAGUUUAGUUUUUGUAUUUUGAUCAGCUCCGUGUCUUUUUGUACAUCAUUUCUACAGGAACACUGCGUCUAAUAUCCUUAAACACACAAACACAGUCGAGCGUUGCUGCCACUGCUUCAGUGACAGAUGCUGGCUGCACUCCGCCUUGCUCAAAGGUCAACAGAGGUAGUUAGACCCAGACAGGCUCGGCUAGCAGCCCCAUCAGUCACAGCCAGCCACACGAGCCAGGAUAUGAGGUGCUUCCUAAUCGCUGCUGCCAACAAACAUUUCAGGCAUGAGCAGCCGAGCCAGAGUGAGUCACAUCUCAGGUUUGGAUGCGGGAGCUCGACACGUCACACUUGAGUUUUAUGAUAAUGUCUGACAUUAAUUCAGCUCCCUGAACACUGCGGCCCUAUCAGGACUGAACUACUUCCUGCUCUGACAUUUGAAGGUUGAAGUCAUGAAAACCAAUCAGGUUUAACACCCAGUAAGCUGUUUGAGCUAUUCAGACAAGAAACAUGAAAACAGAAGUCACAGAGCAGAGUUUAGAAUAAAGCCCUCAUGAGCGUCAUUUUAUAUUUAUAUUUGAUUGUCAAAUCUCUCCACACUACACAGCAUCCUUCCCUGCUGGGUGUCCGACAGCCCAGUCAGCUAAACGUUCAAUCACAGCAGACAGCAGCCGAGCAGGUUGUAUCACCGUGUGGUUUAAAAGUGGCUUAGCUGGCCUCAUCAGCCUGGAGUCACGCUGCCCUGCCUCAUGUCGUCUGAUAUCAGGCUGCUCUCUGUCUCUGUUUCCACCACAGUUACUUUUGUGGUUUGUGAUCAUUUUGAGACAACGUGAUACUUUCUCAGAGAUGGUCACACUCCUGGAAACAAAGUUGGUCGUCUAACAGGUGACCUCCUCUCCCUCCUAAAAAAGAGCAGUUGCAGAUCCUGCCAAAGUUAACAGUGAACUGCUGUAUCUUCAACAUGUUGUACUGCAGCGGUACGAACCAUCACGAAGAGAGGAGAGAAGCAAGAGGAGGCAGGUGUGUGUCUUAAGUAGGGGUGGGCGAUACACCGAAAAUUUACCGAUACCGAAAUUUAUGGAAAUAAGCGAUGUCAUUUUGCCCAUAUCAGUAUAUUCUGUGUCAAAAAAUAAAAGUUGGUUUUGGAUGUGUGUAGGUAGGCUAUGGUCUCAUGUCCCUUCAAGACGCUGUCCUACGUCAGAGACGUGACUCCACCCCAUCCAGUCCGUAACAAAGAGGGAAAGGCAGGUAAGGAGAUAGAGGACGGUUGUAGCGGCUGGAGCAGUGGCUGAAGUAGAUGAAGUUAAUGUGGGAGAGGGUGAGCAGAUUGUGGAGUAGUUUUCGUCCAUUUAUCGUUAUCGAGGUGAACUGCCCAAUAUAUCGUGAUAUUGAUUUAAGGCCAUAUCACCCAGCCCUAUAGUUGCAGUCAAGCCGGAGUCUAAAAGAUGUUACGAAAAGGCUGGAAAAGACUAAAGGAUGCUGGGCCAGGCUUAUGACCAGAAACAGAGUUAUUACUUGAUUCCUAUAACUCCACUUCUUUCAACUUCUAUACUCUACUUAUAGUUCUGUCUUUCACAAUACAGGCCCAAAAAUAAUCCUGAAAGACAAAAUCAACCAAAUCAAAUCAUCUUUCUUUCUUAUUAUUCGUGUAUCCUUUGAUAAUACUGAUCUGCUACAUUGAUAUCGAACAAGUAAUUAAAUUCAUCAGAGGAGGUUUAAAUCCCAGGAUGUCAUCCCACAAUGUCUUAUUUUGCAAAACUAGAAAUAUCUGUAUGUUAUUAUCAAAUAUUCAGAAUUUUAAAACUUCUACAGUUUUCUCUCUGUAGUAAGAUACAUGUGUGUGUGUGUGUGUGUGUGUGUGUGCUUAUAUUCAGCCGUCGCUGCGUGUGUUUGGGUGUAUGCGUGCAUGCUCAGGCGUGUCUCAGUGUGUGUCUUUUAUGAUUCCGGUCAGGCCCGCAGUGUGCAGACCGUCCCCUCUUCAGUAAAGGUCACGUCUCCUGUUGUCUCCGGUGACAUUUAGUCCCGAGUCUGUCCGUCAGAAUUUGUCCUCUUAAUUCAUCAUGUGUUCGUACCAGCAUGCUCCCGGGCCGCGUCCUUCCCCACCGACAUAAACUCACAGGAGAGAUAUCAGACACAAAAGAGGCGGAGGAGCGAACGCAUUGAUUGAACGGGGUCAGCAGGUUGAAUGAUGGCCCAUCAACGACAGUUUGUGAAUGGAAAUGGUCCCAUUAAAACGACGUUUGACUGCUUUUCUCUGUUUCAUGCUGUUGUAAAUGGAUUAUUUGAGGAGUGUGUGGGAGAAGCAAUUAGAAGAUAGUGUUCAAGGCUCUCUCAAAAUGUCAUCGGUAAUUUACAAUAUUUUCAUAACGGAGACAUUUCAGAUUGAUGGAUAAUGAAGGUUAAGGACGUGUGUGAUUAGUGGACUAGAUUGAAUGUGAGCAUUUUCACCAGUCGGCACCAGGUCAAAGGAAGUAUCCGUAUUUUAAUAAUUCAAGACCCAGAGUCCAGGUCCAUAAUCAGUCUGCUGCACCAAUCCAAUACAGCUCUACUACCAGGAUGUAAACAAACACAGACGACACAUGACAUUGAAGAUCAUGACAUGAAGAUGAAGAUCAUAUGUAUAAAAAUAAGAUUUAAGCCCAUGUAAAGAUACUCUCUCUGUCUCUCUCUUUAUUAUGAGACUUUUCUCCUCUGGUAGAUUUCGGCUUCCUCUUAAUCAUGUGUGGCUAAUCACAGAGAUGCCAUUAGCACUUACAGGAUUAUCACACGCCCUCUGUGUUUGUUAAAAAUGGAACCUACUUUGCUGUGGAGUUUGAACGUACAAUUUAGAAACAUGGCAGAUUUCACAGGAUUACGAUAAGGAAGAUGAUAAAGAAGAAAGCGUGAGCACUUAUUAAGAGGUUCCAGGUAAUUUGAGUCAUGUGUGAAUUGAGCUUAAAUCAGAUUUGGGGCAGUAUUUGAAUGAAGGAGGAAGGAGAUAAUGGACUACAGUGCCUAAUGACAAAUAAAUGAUCUUAAAAAGGACUUUAAAUGAUUCCUCAGAUAAAAAGGACAGAAAUAGAGGUCUAAAGUAAGUGUGUGACAUUAAGGCUUGAUUACAGUUUAGUUUAAUUUGGUUUGAUACUCGCUUCAUCUCCAAAUGGGAAAUUCCUGUUAAAAUUUCACUGGAAGAUUUUGUAAUUAACUUUCACAAAGAGGAUGAAUCAUUUCUGGCUGAAGGGUUUGAUUCCAGUGAAGAUAUCCGCUGAAGACAGGAUCUGUUCCCUAAUCCUGCAACCCUGCAGCAGGGUGAGGGAAACGGCUGUUUUUGUCCAAACUUUAAACAGACGUGCAUCAGUUUUCCGAUUGAUUAUCGUUUCAUCUCUUAAACCAUCUCUUUUAAGCAUUAAAAACUCAAUUAUGACAGAUUGUUUUCUGCUGGACACAGAUGAUAGUCCAUAACUAAACAGCGGAAUCCUCUCACAAGUGCAGGCGGCAGCAGCUGUCGGACUUGUUUGACCACAGACCCCUCUGAAAGAGUCUUUUCUGUUUGGACGAGAGCCUCCACUUCACUGUGAUGAAUAGAGGUGCAGCUGCUCUUCUCUCUGUGUGCCUGUGUGGGGUUUAUCUGAGUGGGGUCUCUGUCCCACCCUCUCUAUCCUCAAUGUGACCUCUAUAGAUUUAAUGGGUGACAAACCAUCCAACCCAUCCAACCAAGUGCGAAGGCGUAUCACUCCAGCAUCAUUUACUUCAGCCUGCAGAAUCCAUUAACCUUAAAGCAUUUUAUGUGGGUCACCUGAGACCCUCAGUUUUUUCUUUAGGGUCUCUGUCACAUAGACGUCAAAUCUUGUUGGUUUAGAUGACUUUAUUCACCCCAAACUGACAUUGUACAACUAAAACUGUGAGCGCUAACACUUGUAAUGAUCAAUAAUAACUUGCUGUCCCUGAGCGCUGGGACCAUUUCUACAAUUUUUUUAUUUAUUAUGAUUUUUGUUUGCAAAAAUGAGCCAUAGAAAAAUUAGGUCUGUGGUCUGAGAGAUGAGAAAACAUAAGUCAAAUGUUGAAACAACGCACAUCCCAUUUCAGUCCAUCAAUCUGGAUUUGAUUUCCAGAGGGGAUCGCUCCCUCUAAGGGGGGGUCUGGGAUUGUGUUGAUGCUCAUGCACCACUCAUAUUAAAGUAAGAGUGCCUGACUGGCUUUGGUUAACUCACAUUUUAAUUCACGUUUUUUAAUGACCAAAAACUUAUUUAUCAAUUAUUAUAACCGUUAUUGUGAUUGUUAAAAAUUCACACUACCAGUUGACGACUGAACUUUGCUUUACACUUUAAAAAAAAAAACCUGAAAUCAUGACAUUGAGCUGAUGUCUUGAACAAAAUCUGUGGGCCAAAAUGUCUCUGCAGCACUUCACAGUUUAAUAAUGCAGUUUUAAUAAACAUAAUUAUUUUACAAUUUCAGGGUCUAGAAAUUUGGAUAUUACACCAAGAACCAAGCAGUUCAGUUUUGUGAAACAACAUAAUUGAUAGUUUUGUAGCAGAACUGGGAGAUUUAGAUGGAUGGUUGGAAGGAUGGAUGGUAAGUUGAUUGGAUGGGUGGAUAGAUCGAUGGAUAGGUAGAUUGGUAGGUAGGUAGGCAGAUGGAUAGAUAGGUAGGUAGGUAGGUGGAUGGAUGGAUGGAUGGAUGGAUAGAUGGAUAGAUAGAUAGAUAGAUAGAUAGAUAGAUAGAUAGAUAGAUAGAUAGAUAGAUAGAUAGAUAGAUAGAUAGAUACGUGUAUGAACGUAGGAAGGGUUAGUUGAAUGCAAGUCAUUUUCUGCAGUCAGUGUUCAGCAUCCUGUCAGCAGAAGGAAGGGACAUGUUGAAAUAUAUGCUCACUUCAGGGGAUUGGGGUACAGUAGGCAGAGUUUAAAAGAUUCAGGGAGAAGUUCAGAUGAGAGGAUGUGGUCCUGCUGAUUUGUAAUUUCUUUGGUUGUCCUGAACACCAUUUUUCUCCAGAAGGACCUCGAGUUUUUUAGCUGAAGUUGUCAGAUUUUCAACUAUAGAAUGAUUAAAGUUUCUCUCUUUCUCUUGUAGACACUCCUUGGUCCAUCGUUUGUUCUCAUGUCCCCACAUUACUCCUUCCUUGGAGUGGAAAUGAGCUGACGAGACAGUAACACUAUCCUCUUUUGUUCCAGUUGACACAUUUUUGUGCCUUAAACCCUUCCACAUUUUUCUCUGAGUGCAUCCCCAGCAUCAGAAAGAAAUGCAGGUUGAAUACAAGAAGAAACAGUCAGUCAGUGUAAUUUUUUCAAUCAGUAUUCAUUGAUCAAAACAAAAAGCUUCUCCUUUUCUCCUUUCAUUGAAGUGGUUUUAUGUGGCUUUUAAAACAGUCUUAAAAGGUAUUUUUGAACCUGCUUUCUUCUUGAUAUGAUCAGUUUUAAAGAAUCAUAAUAAUCCCCUGACGACAAAUUUAUCUCAGAUAUACUUGUAGCAUUCAUGGUUUUUAUCCUGUAGUGUGUGGAAAGGUCACAGCUCCAAAUAUCAUCCACCACUGAAGCAAUCAGUGACUUUUCCUUUUUUUCUCUAUCGCUGAUUUUUCUUGUAAUUGAAAAACACAAAUUGGAAACAGAUGGCAGAGCCAGACUCUGUGACACUGUUGCUUCAUCCUGUCCACACAACAAUAUCACUGCAGCUCAAUUACUCCCACAUUUAUGCUUUUUAACAGAUGAUGAUAACUUGUGACAAUGAUGGGAAAAUUCAAGUUAUCUCCUACAUUUAGUGAAAUACACGAGCCACAGCACUGCUGCUGGUAGAGCAGAAAUGGAGUGUACCCCAUCAUGAAUCAUGAUUCAUGGGGGCUGGUGUUUAAGAGAAGCAUGGAUCAGCUCUAUAAGGCUUUUCCAGAUACGGAUCGUUGGGUCUGAUUUGUAAUUUUCCACUUGGUAGGGUCUGAUAGAACCGCUACAAGAAAUAAAUUGUGUAGAACAACCUGACUUUGCUGACGAGGGAGAGGUAAUAAGAGCUCAUGUGGGAUUCAGGAGGAAAGUUUUUGUUUUGUUUCGUUAAACCCGUCAGACCUUAAUUCAUUUUGAGAGCAUAUUCUGAAGAAAACAGUUUUAAUAAGCAAAUCCCAUCAGGCUGUCUUAGCUCCUGUAACCUUCCUCCUGUGUUAGCUCUCACUAUGUGUCAUCUGCAAAUGACACUAAAAACAAUUCUCGAUCAUCCAAUUUGGUUCUCAUCUUGAUGUUACCUUCUUAGGCUUCAUUAUCCAUGAAAAUAUUGCUUAUAAUAUUUGUUGUUGUGGGCCUCUGGGUCUUUCUUUGUCAGUAUAUUCCUCACACAGACAUCGAUACUGAAUUGAUCUUACAUGACUGGACAUGCCUGUUGUUUCUUUUUUUGUGCAGAGAAAAACAUGGCAAAAUGAAUCAGGUCGACAGCAACCCUACCAAGACAAGUGCCAUAAUUUUAACCAGAGCAUUUUAUGAUAUAGUAAAUUAAAAAAAAAAUCUGAUUUUGUCGGAAUAGAGAUUCUUGACAAAGUCAAGACACUUGAUGCAAAAAUAAAUAAAUAAGUAAAAAUCAUGUGGUUCUUUUAUGCAUUUAAAACCAAAAACAAGCUGGUGCCAACCUUAACACAGGAGGAGGGUUAAAGCUGCUGGGAGGAACUUUUGGUUUGUGUCAGCCCAAGUAUCGUGAUAAUAUUGUAUCAUGAUAAUAUUUUAUUGUGGCUCAAGUAUCGUGAUAAUAUCGUAUCGUGGGGCCACUGGUGAUUCCCACCCCUGUUCGUCGUCCUUGCUGUUGAUGUGAUAUUAUUAUACGCUCUCUUUUUUUGUCUUCAGGUUGCUUUUUUUCACCACAUGCGUUUCAUCCCUGUGUUUGGGCUUUAUCUUUACACUGUUUUCCCGCUCGAAGCCAUAUUUGCUCGGGAAACUUUUGCUUUCAAUAUUAAAUUCAGCCAAGGCCACCAAAGGAGUUGAAUCUCCUCUCUUGUUUUCCACCCACAGUGCACCUUCAGUCUGUAGUAAAGCUUACCCCGCUCCCCCGGCGUUGUGUAAUUUCACGUCUGAACAGCAGGGCUCCUCGGGAAAUGCCAAACCCUGCAUGUGGAUAACGCCUUUUUCUCAUGAAACCUUUCAUGUCUCUCUGAGUCACAAAUGUUUUUCAGUCCUCGGAGUCUGUUUGAUGUUUUCUUGCUGUUAUAAUUUACAAGUCCUCUGAGUAGACGUGACCCAGUUCUGUAUGAAUGCAGCAUCUUGAUUCUACAAAUAUCUUUUAUCAAGGAUCCUCCUUUGAUGUAGAAGUUUUCUAGUAUCUAAACCUGAACUCUAACCACUCUGUCUCCUCUUCUCUUUGUGUCUCCUCUGCAGUAAGCAUGUUUCUCAACACCCUGACGCCCAAGUUUUACGUGGCUCUGACGGGCACUUCCUCCCUCAUAUCAGGCCUCAUAUUGGUAAGAAACACCUCAUUUCACUGUACAAUAAUACAGCGGGUUCUCUCAUUUAUUUUCAACUUGAUUUUGAUACGUGCAUGUCAUGAUGUCAUUGCCCAACUGUGUUUUAUGGAUGACAGGUAUAGUAGGUUGCUGUUACAAGCACAUAUUUUAGAUAGGUAGAUAAGCAACUGACGACAUUAUGGAAGUUCCCCAAAAAGAUAGACCACCUGUAUUUGUCUGAGCAGACCGAUCCACCCAUCUUUUUAAAGAACAAACAAAAGGCCUUUCCUGGUUGAAGAAUAAAAAUCUUAUAUUUUAUUUUAUUUGUUAGAAGUAUAAGCACGGAGUUCACAGGCUGAGGGAGAAGUGAAGAAGAGGAAAUCCAGACACUCUGGUCCUCUUUGAUGAAUAAAUAACUCCAGUUUGCAUCUUUUAUUGAGAAUACAUUUUAAAGUGAUUAUUUUGAAUUGAAAGGAUCUCCUGCCGUUGUGCAUUAAUCACUCAGUGAAUCUUCUAAAUGCUUACAAGUCAUCGACCUGCACAGCAAAACGCUUAAAGCUUUUUUUAGACCUUAAUUUAUCUUCGGCUUUGCAAAGUUUGCAUUUCCUGCUCACGUCCGUAUUCAGAAUGAGAAACAACAAAUGAAGAAGCGACAGAGAUCAUCACAGAGGAGCAGCAUGGUAAUAAUGAUACUGUUGGCACGGCUUUUCCUCCUUGUUUUCAGGUAUUUCUUCUCUUUCUGCUUCUUCCCAGAGACAGCCAACUGUGCAACAGUGUUUGGUCUGUAUUUUAAAAUAGCUCCUCUCUUAAUUAACUCACUCUCUCUCUCUCUCUUCCCCUGCGGGGCUGUUGGCCAAUAUGUGUAGGCUGCUCAGAAAAUCUGUUGAGCUUUGCACAUGCUCUCUGCGACGAUUAAGACAUGUGGAAGCGAAGGAGUGAUAGCGCUCGUUCCUCUGAAAUUGGAAUUGAUAUUUGUGUCCUAAUUAAGAUGGUUUUCAGUGAAGAUAAGUCCGAUCGAAAUGUCACUUUUCCUCCUCAAACUGAGCCUGACAGGAUAACAGCGUCAGAUGAUGAAGUCUGUGCACGUAGUAAAAGACUGAAGCUCUCGCACUCAUCAGUAUUCUCGAUGUUUUCUCUUGUGAUUAUAUUAUAACUGCUGAGUGGAUCCUAUUUUUCUAAACCUCUACCCAAUCUUAUCAUAAAGUGAGAGACUAACAUGAUAUUUAUAGCCAAACUCUUAAGUGUUUGCUUCACAGGAGCCAUAAAACUCAAGUUUAUGCUUAUGUUAUUGUUGUCUAUGGUCCGGUUAGAUAUUGUUUUCGUGAAGCUUCACAGCCGGCUCUUAAAUCAAACCAGCAACAUACAUCUGCUGUUGAAGUUGGUUUAUUAUCGCUCACCUGAGAGCUGAGCUAAUGUGCAGGCUCAUGUUUUAUCUGCUUUGGUUGGAGGACUUCCCUAAAUCACAAUAUUUUUGCAGAACGAAGCUGGGCAUGUUUUGGCAAACUGAUACUCUCAGGGAAUCUAUGUCCUUGUCGCCACGGAAACCACUUUGUCACAUGCGAAAGCAAAUCCCAAUGAUUAAAUCCUGUGUUUUCCUAAAACAUGAUCAUCUUCAUAGACCGGAGAUACACUCGCUCUUGGCAAUGCGUAUGCAAAUUCACAAAGGCUGCAAUCUGUCCCUAGUGUUGGUGCGGCAGAGCAAAGAGCAGCAAAGACGACAAUGGCAGAAAGUUUUUAAGUUUUUUGGGGGACAAGUCCGGGUCUGUUUAUGUCCAAGCACAGAGGAAAACUUUGUAAAAACUGAGGGGGUGGUGGGGGGAAGUGCUGAUAGUGCGUUCUGUCCUGAGUUGGUAUCAGUGGCUUGAACUGAUGGAAGAAAAAACAGGUUAAAAAGUUAAAACAAGAAAAACAGGCCGACCAAAAUAUCAUCACACAUCAUAAAAACAGUCAUUUAAAAGAACUCCAGAAGCAGUAAAGCUCUUUUCAAAGACUGUAAUUCAACUGUAAAUUUAAAAACAACCAAAAAGCAGGAAAGGCUCUUGGAUAAGAAAGGAUUGAAAAAAGAUCUCUGACUCAGCUGACCUGAUUUCCUCAAACCUGAUCAUACCAGAAUUUUGGAGCUGUAAUGUGUAUACUCUGUCCUCUUCAGUAGUCUGGUGUUUUGGAACAACCAGGCGUACUACUGGUUAGGGCUGGGAGACAAACUGAAAAUUUACCGAUACCGAAAGUUACAACUAUUGCUUCCUAACAUCAUCACUCUGAUCGUCAGCGUAGAGUUCAUGCUGGCUUAUGUGAUGAAAAAACUCAGUACAGUUGCAGUCAUGCUCUCCGUUUUUAAGUCUGUUUUUGCUGACUCCUCCAUUCCUCUUGUACAGAAAGUAUGCUGCAGACAGAGUUGGGAGUUAUCCAGAUUUUGAUUAUGUCAAAUCUUGGGGGGUUAAGAUUAUGUACUGUAAUUGUGAGUGAGUGAGCUCAGAUUUGGGCUGGGCGAUAAACCGAAAAUUUACUGAUACCGAAAUUUACAACAAUAAACAAUGUCAUUUUGCCCAUAUCGGUAUAUUUGGUGUCAAAAAAAUAAAAAAAAUAGAGUUGGUUUUGGAUGUGUGUAGGUAGGCUAUGGUCUCAUGUCCCUUUCGAGAGACGUGACUCCACCCCAUCCAGUUCGUAACAAAGAGGGAAAGAUAUUGAUACUAAUUUGAGGCCAUAUCGCCCAGCCCUACUGCUGGUAGAACUGCAGUUAAAUAAUAUAGAUUGGAAAAGUCUGUACAUGCUGACUUAAUCAGGAGAAAAUGGACGGUAACAGUGAUAAUCUGAAUUAUUAGACUGUGGGUUUGUUUGGUUUUAUCCUGAAGACUGCACCAUGAGAGUAUUUGCAAUGAAAUAAAUCGUUAGGGGGUUUGGAUCUUGGGGAAUUCCAGAUUUAUGCUCAUCUGUGGAAGAGUUUGGGGGAUGCCAGGCAAAGAAAAGGACAGUUUUUUGGUUUCAAAGACGCACAGACUGGGACAAAUUUACCUGAUGUGUGAGUGCUGCUCAAGGCCGGUACAAGAACAGGACAUCAACUAAAUGGACUGCUGCACUUUACAGUACACACAGAGCUUUUAACCUGAGAGCACAGCAGCUUGUUUUACAGAGCCCGCUGUUUACCAUAACACACACAGACGGGGAACUGCGAAUGAAAGGUGUCGCGCUGCUAAUCGGGUCGAGUCAGCUCUCAUGCAGGGUACUCAAUACCUGCCCGGUCCCAUCUCCCCAGCUGCAGGUGGUAAUAGUUGAAAUUGUGGUGAAGCACACUCCAGAGCCAGCGUGGCGCACAGCUGAGAGACUCAGUGGUGCGGACAGUCUUAAUCACAGGAGGAGUUAAGUGCAAAUGAUUAAAACCAUAAAUAAAAGCAGAGAGGGGGAAUAACACGAGUGGAGCUCAAUUAACUUUUUAGCUGACCACGUCCUUUUCUCAGCCAACCACUGUCCAAAGAUGAUCUUCAUCCAUAUUCGAAAUCUGAUUGGCUGGUGAGACAUUAGAAGUUUUCAAACAGCUGCUGUGGUAAUCUUUCAUAAAUGACGUCAUUUCAUUAAACCCCUCUCUCUCUCUCUUUCUGUCUCUCUUUUUCUCCUUUAGAUAUUUGAGUGGUGGUAUUUCAGGAAAUAUGGGACCUCCUUCAUAGAGCAGGUGUCUGUGAGCCACCUGCGCCCCCUGCUGGGCGGAGUGGACAGCAGCUCCCCCAGCAACUCCAACACCAGUAAUGGAGAGGCCGACUCCAAUCGGCAAAGUGUGUCCGGUAAGAGCUGAGAACUGGAGAAGACCUUACAGACUAAAGAGAGCAAAACGUUUAGCACUUAAAUCCUAAGUUUGUCUCAGACACUAAAACUGAUCUAUGGAAAACAUUUUAACGACCAAGAAUAACUCAAAAUGAUCCUAAAAAUACCUAAAAUGGCAGAUUUUUAAGUUCUUCAAAUGUAUCUGACAAAGUAGAGCCAAACAAGAACAACUUAGACAGAAAAAUGGAUGCUAGAAAUGUUUACAAUCCAAUCCAGUCCGCUUUAUUUAUCUAGCACAUUUUAAAAAUCAUUCAAGUUUGCCAAAGUGCUGCACAGUAAAAUUUAAAAGGACAAACACUACAGAAAACACCACGAGGAAAAGCACAAAAGCAUAAAAGAAAUAAAAGUGAUAAAAGAACCAUAAAAAGACAUAAAUGGACAGAGAUCAUACAACUCUCACCUUGUGAUGGUCACCGUGCGUUGUGUGUUAUUGCUUCAAAGUACUGACUCACUCUGAAGACUUCAGGAAUUUAGAUUUCUUCUUUUUUUAAAUCAUUUUUGCAGUAAUAUAAAACAGUGACUAGUCAAAAAGUUUCAUUUCUUGCCACCAGAUCAGUGUCCCAUGCCUUUCCUGCAAUAAAACAGGCAGAAAGUUUGGUGCGUAAAAGAUGAGCUCAGAAAAGAAUAUCAGAAAGACACAUUUGAGGUGUUCACACAUGCAACCAAACAAAAAGCAGAUUAAAAAGGUCUUAAAAUCAGUCAUUUAAGAUUUCUGGCAAAUGGUAAAAAGAAGAAAAACACACCGCUACAGUCACUAGAAAUGUUAAACCAGAGAGCCCUGAAGUAUAGAAAGUAAAGCACCUGUAAGGAAUUUUUGGUUGCAGGCAAAGCAGUCUAUGCUCACCUUUCCCUUCAAAUGCUUAAAACUUUUGACAACCAAACUGAUAAACUCUCAUGAAUAUUUUAGGUGGAAAAUAAAAUCAGAGCUGUUCUCCUCGGCUGCUUAGUUGACCCCUUUCCCACACACUAGUUUCAAGCAUUAAAAAGUGGGAUAUAAAAAAGGCAUCAAUAUGAAUUUCAGUCUGUUUCAGAAACGCCAUAAAAAUAUCUCUUAUAGGAGCCUUAAAAAGUUCUUUUUGGAGCGGAUGCAUAUGGACAAAAAUAGGUUUGUCAGUUAUUUAUUCCUCUGCACAGCGAAGUUUGGCCGAAUAAAUCCUUUAUGUACGCCGCACCAAGAAGAAAAACUUGAAUGGAGGAUGGUACGAUCAGAAAGCACAACACAUCCAACUGUACAGUGAACCCCUGGUAUCUCUCAUCAGUCUUGAUGCACGUAGAGGAAGAAGAGGAGGAUGAUGAAAGGACGAGUUCAGAGUCCUGACAGCUGAGGGAAAAAUUGAAACGUUUAGAUUUAGUCAACGGCGACCUGUUGACCUCCCCGAGGGAUGAGCUGGACUGAAGCUUCCAGCGAUGACUCACGGAAAACAUCCCCGUCUCUCUCACUGAGUGCUGUCAUAUUGUUUUAUGACUUACUCUGUUAAGGCUGCUGAUGGACCAGCCUCCAGAAAAACAUCAGUUAUUGCAACCACAGCUGUUAUAAAAUAUGUCAGUAUGUUUUGCUCGGAGCCUCAUGCUUUUAUUUACAGCCUGCUCGGUAUCCUAAAAUCAUUCUCUUCUUCUGUCCGAACAAAGUAUUUAAAGAGCAACUUAUUUUGUCGCCUCCAUUUCUGUUUAUUUGCAAAUUUUCCACAUUCCCAAAGGCGAAGACGGCGCUCCACGGGGCGGACACUCAACCCCCUGUCCGUGCUCUUGUUAAAAUGCAGCGAAAAAAGAGCCUGAAAAUGUUCAUGUCACUUCAGCAGCCUCCUCCACAGUUGCUCUGUGUGCUCGGCAAAGCAGCUCCUUGGCUUACUCACCGCGUCAGUGAUACUUUGAUCACAGUUAAUCCUUUGAAUGUGUGUUUGCUUCCCAAUGGAAAUUAAGUCGGUCCAAACAGGAAACAUCUAAGCACUGAAUAAUUCCUUUGAUUCUGCCGGAUAAUCGCAGAAAACAUUAUUUCACCUCUGCAGCCGAAAUGCAGUACACGUAAAAUGACUCAGCUUACUUUUCUUGCAGCACCAUUAGUAAUGUGAUAUGCCCACUUGAAACAAUAAUAUUACUCAUAUAGACCUGUAGCUGAUCAGCCCAGACUCUUGAACUCUCCUCCUCCUGCUCACAUGAAGUUUUGUUUUCAGCCAAACAGCUUUCAAAUGAAAUAGGAUUAAACGUGUUGUUUCUGAUCGACAAAACCCUCACAGAGAAAAGAGACGACCGUACUAAUCCUCUUUUAAAGGCUAAUAAUCUGCUUUAUGUAAAUCUGUCCAUUAAAGCCAGACUGCCGCAGACUGUAAUAAACUCUGUUCCUCAGACAGACGGCUUGAAUUUAAGAGCGGUGGCCUCACUCACCAGUCAUGCAUCAGCUCUUCGACACAUUUUUAAUAAUGUGUUGUAUACGGUGUGAAAUAUGGAGGAGGUUAUGGAGGAUUUAACUUUUAGUGUGGAGUAAAUUAGGCGUGUAAAGGCUCAUUUAUAUUUGCCAUACGUGUGAAAAUGUACGCGUCCAAUUUAAGCGAUGGUCCGUCAAUGCCCACAUACUUCCAUGCAUUCUUUACGUUGCCAUGGAUAUUAACCAUUACAUCCACCAGGGGGCAGGCUGGAGUCAAAAGCCUCAUGGUUGGAGGAUGGAGAAUUCUUUUCUUAGUAGUACCAAUGAGAGAAAUUGACGACAAUGGUCAUUUUCAGUACUUUCAGUUUCUCUUUAGAGAUGCGUAUCGGGUAGUGACAGUAGCAACACUGCCCUCACACUGUUUCCAGUGGUACUGCUCUGUCUGGCCUGUACGGUAAACUUUAAGGAUACGUGCAGAAAUACAGACGAAAAGAACGCAAAGCAGAGACGGAGUGCUCUGUCCAUGCCCAUAUGUACCGUUGAGCAUAAAUGAGCCUUAAUUUUGUAUGAAUUUGACAUGUUUAGGGUUAAACAAAGAAAUAUCUGUUAGCGCUAAAAUGAGUCUGAGAAACGCGUAAUUUAAUAAAGAAUUAAAUCAAAUAAUUAAAACUAAAAUGUAAAAAAAAAAUGCACUCUUGGAUAUAAAUCAGCAUGAUAUGAACUAACUGUGUAAAGAGAAACUGUGUAUUAGAAAGAUUAAUCUGACAUGUAUCUUGAUUUUUCACUAUGGCCCAUGUUCCAUCAGUUAACACAAGAGAGGCGGGGCUUGUGACCAAUCCCGCAAUCAGUCAGUAGGGGGAGCUCUGAGUGUUUUGACCUCACAGUCAGUGAAGCCUAUAACGUGUUUUUCGAUGUACAGUCUGUGAUUGCAGCUAAACUUUUAAAGGGUCCCGCUAAAUAAAUAUAAUAAUCAACACUACUGCACUUUUUUAAAGUCUGAUUUGUUGAUUUUUAGUUAAUUAUAGCUCUGAGAACAUUUUUUAAAUUCUGUGUCUGUUGAACCAAUCACAGCACAGAGAUGUUUUCCACCAUCAGUGGGAGCUUCAGUGGAAGCAUGUUUGGUCACUGAGGAGCUUUCAGCCCCUCUCCUCGUCAUCCAUGCUCUCCAAAAGGUCGACGUGCCAGUCAGGCAGCUGCAGGGUGGAUGGCAGAGCUCACAGUGGAGCUCUUUGAAGUGUUUUAGAGGAGGCUGAGCUUUUGGCUUUACCCUCGACACUCACCGUCAGUUGCUGUUCUCUCUCUCUCUCUUCCUUCUGCAGAAUGUAAAGUAUGGAGAAAUCCGCUGAAUUUAUUUCGUGGAGCUGAAUAUAAUCGGUGAGUGAGAGCAGCAAACUUACCUGCAUGUGAAACCUUCAGCUGGUUUGGUUUUCUUCUCUGGCCUCCUUCUCUCUCUUUAUCCCCGAUCUCAUUCCUAUUCUCUUAAGCUGCACUUCUUCAUGUUUAUUCUGCUGCAUCAUAGUUUCUUCCUCAUGAGUGUUUCGGUAUAUUUCCUAUCCCUCCUCUUUCUGUUUCCUUUUCUCUCACCAAACUUUUCCUCUCUCAAACUUCUCCGACUCGCUCUUAUCUGUCUCCUCUGUCACUCCUCCUCUGUUCUCCAUCGGAUGUUUCUUCCUCUUGAUUUCUCCUGUUGAGUCAUCUGCCAUUUUUCCAUUUCUAAUGCUAUAAUCAUCCUGUCAUUUCUCCACCUAUCAGCCCUCAUGCUCAGCUCUUUACUUUGGCCUAUAUCAGUCAUGCACGGUUCCCAUUAAGUCAACACAGCUCAUGACUCAUUUACAAUCACCGGAGCAAUAUCCUAUAAACAUCUGAGAAAGCACAGCAGCUCCUGUAUGACAGUUUUUUGUGUCAUUAGACAUUUUGAAGGGGGAGUUUUGUAGUUUUUAUGGCGCUUUACUUAAAUGUCACACAGACUGUAAUAACAGCUGAACCCUGAUUCAGAUCUAAUGUGUCUCUGUGCUCGUCUUCAGGUAUACGUGGGUCACAGGUCGAGAGCCGCUGACGUACUACGACAUGAACCUGUCAGCACAAGACCAUCAGACCUUCUUUACCUGUGACUCAGACCACCUCCGGCCUGCUGACGCCAGUAAGAAAACACACCCUCACAUACAUACGAUGGCAGUUGCUAAGGAGGUAGAACGGUCGUCCAAUGACUGGAAGGUUGGCGUAUCGAUUCCUGCCCCAUCCCAAGUCUAUCCGAUGUGUCCUUGGGCAAGACACUUAACCUACCUUGUUCCUAGUGUGUGUUCUCAAAUAGUGUAUGAUUGUGAGUGUUGUGUGGUGGUGGUUGGAGAAGCCAUAGGCGCAAAUUGGCAGCCGCGUUUCCGUUGUAGGUGCCAGAUGUGUUCGGGCUGCCAGAUUGGCGUCUAUUGAUGACCUCCCGCUACAUGAUUGGCUGGAAGUUGGUUCGGAUGGCUUUUAACCGAGCAUAUUUGACUUGUAGUUGUGCGCAAUGUAGUUUGUCUAAGUGGACUUGCCGUAGUGUGACGUCUUCAACAGGCGCUGGGCUCCGAGCUGAUCUGGCAGCCGGAACACAACUGGUAUCGACACCGUCAGUCUGCCUCAGGGCAGCUGUGACUACGACGGUAGUUUACCACCACCAGGGUGUGACUGUGUGAGCGAAUGAAUGAUGUAUGUAGGGCUAGGCGAUAUGGGAAAAGUUUACCACGAUAUAUUCUUUUCAUAUCAGUCGAUAUUGUUAUAUAUUACCAUAUAAAAAGAUCACUUGUCAAUCUUGAAUGUUCCCUGUUACUCUUAAAUGAAAUUUAACAGUGUUUAUUGGAAGCAUGUCUUUUGCAAUACAACAAGCUACUGCAUCUGUGAGGUCUUUGUGUCUCUUCGAUGUUUUGUUGAAAGCGGACUGAAUGGUCGGUGCGGCGCGGACAUGGAGCUACUCCCCCUUUUCAGUGGCUAUUCGUAUAGUCUACCAAAACAUGGCAGAAUGACGGCUAUCAAAAAGCAUAUUGACCAUGUUUCAUAUUGAUAUCGAGGGAAAUUGUUUUUUUAUAUAUAUCAUUAUUGUUUUAUCGCCCAGCCCUAAAUGUAUCCAAUGUAAAGUGCUUUGAGGGUCACUAAUAAAAGGCGCUAUAUGAAAUCUGAUGCAUUUUUAUUUUAUUACAUACAUAUUAAAUUAACUCAUCUUCAUCCUGAAUUUGUCUGUUUGUUUUUCUCCCUCGUCUGGUGUCAGUUAUGCAGAAAGCAUGGAGAGAGAGGAACCCACAGGCUCGCAUCUCUGCAGCACAUGAAGCCCUGGAGCUGGAAGAGUGAGUCCACACUCCCUUUCUUUGUCUCCAUCUUUGUUGCUAGUCUGUUGUUUUUACACAAUUUUCCCCUGAUAUAUGAAGCGGCGCUGUCCUUCACCUUAAAAUAAUGCUGUUUUUAUUAGAGAGCAAAAGUACGUCUUUGAUGAAUGUCCGCUGAAUCUUUCGGGGCUGACGCCUGGCGAUUAUAAAUGAUAAUGGUUUAAGCCGGUAAAACACUGUGACAUGUUAAUUUUAGAGACUCUUCAUAAAACAUAAUAAUGUGGGAUCAAUACUUAAUUUUCUUGUAAAACACAGAUUGAUUUUUGUUCUUUCUUUCCACCUUUAACCGCCUUACAUUACUGAGGCUCAAUACGCGCUUAAAUCAGCGUGAUGCCGCAGUGAAGCAAUGUGUGUUCGCUGGAUGUCCUGAUUGUAGUCAUUAUCCGAUUUUAUUCUGUUUAACUCAGACAGAUUUUCCUCUCUGGUUACUGUCACGUCUUAAGAUAAUCAUCUCUAUGUUGUUGUUUUUAUUUUGAUCCAACAAAAUGAAGCAGCAGCUGUUUCCCAUUCAAAAGUGAUACUGCAAUGCAAUUAAACUUUAUUGAAUUCACCUCACACACAUAUUUGAAACUCUAGUCUCUCUGUUAUCUUUUCAUCUCUAAACAAAGAGAGUCGGGUCCUUCGUGUCCCUCCUGUCGCUCACUGGGAUUUAUGUUUUCAGCUCGUGAAAAGCCUGUUAACGCUAAUCAAUGGCGUGCCCACUCACAUACACAGCGGCUGAUUGUUAACACUCCUCCGCCCACUUCUGCAUUGUUGAAUUUUUACCGUCUUUCUCGGCGAGGAAGUAGAGGUCGAGCUUUAUUUUUCCUUUCGUUCUCUUGUGGACAAAUAAAAUCUUUUCCUGCUGCUUUUGUUGCACAAACUUGACAGUCUGACACCGUUCAGGUUUUAUUGUCUUCUCUGUUGUUUUUAAUUUUAUAUGCCGAGUUUCAGGGACGAAGAAAAGAAAGUUAAGCGCCUCACUGCACAGACAAACAAAGGACAAUGUUUAUGGACCAGUAUUUAAAGAAACAGAGGUUUCCUCCUCCAAUUUUAAAAAAGUAAACUUAGCAGUGCAGAAAUGGUUGAAAAUGUUCACUUAAGCAUGCCACACCAAUAGAGAACAAUAAUGUGCAGUUUAUCUGUCAUAUCAAACAUCACAGAAGACCGUCUAAAACCAGAAUCAAUACAGUCUAGGUGUCAGGUUCUGGUCGUUAUCAGGUCCAAAGACACCAAAGAAGAAAAGAUCGGCUGCACACUGAGGCCCAAUCCCAAUCCACCCCCUACACACUCGGCCUUAACUACCGAGUGUCACUCGUAAUGAAGUUACACUCACAGCUGUGGAGUGCACCUCAAUUGAAUUGGGAAGGUAUACAUAAACAAGAAGGGCGGGUAUGGGACGCCCUCCUCACUCCACCGGGAAAUGGAAAGAUUCAUCGCUAUAGAAACAUAAAGAUGCGUCCUGUACAUGGCAGCGUUUCUUUUCUAAGUAAACGGGCAUCAUGUACAGUUCUGAAGCCGCACCGGCCGCCUCGUUUUUUUCAUCGUCCCAGUGAAAUCUUAAAUCCAACAACCAUCACAGUGUCAGAAGUUAAAUUAUACUUCUGAUUGUUAGUCAUUCCACAAUGAAAUCAAGUGUCAACACCGAGUAAGAUUUCCAAGUUUUCUUGAUCUUUCCAAACCACGUCUUUUGUGAUUUAUUUUGUCAGUGAGACAAAGGUGGACAGAACUUAUAUUUGUAUGAUGUUUUCUCCUCCUCCAUGCACUAUCUGCAAAUCCCGUCGUAAGUGUGCACCGGUACAGACUCGCUCAUUAAGGUCCACUCACCCUUCGCACUCUGUGGUUUGGAGCCUCCCCCAAAUGCGCAAAUGGAGGGCGAGUGUGUAGAGGUCGGAUUGGGAUUGGGUCUGAAAUUGACUUUACCAAAACUCUAUUGGGAGCGAACCGCAUGUUUAACCUGCAGCUUCUUCAGGUUCGCCCAAAUGUGCUUAAUACGUACUAUCGUGACUGUUUAUCAAUCAGAUCACUUAGAAUAACAACAAACAUGAUGUAAAUAAUGCAGCAGUGUUACAUGGACGAAGAAACAAUCAAACAUAUGGUGUGCGCUUGAAUGUUUUAGAGUAUUUUGUUGUUUUAGGGAUAAUGCAGCAGGUGUAAAAGAACUUCAACUUCUCCAAGUAUUAUCGUCAUAAAACUCUUUAUUCGAUCAAGUGCUCAGCAAGUAUCCUGUUGAGUGUUUUUCAGGACGAUGCAUCUCGUCUCAGAUUGGUCCCCUGGGUCUCUGCAUCAACUAUAGGGGAGUUUUUCAUGGCACUGCGGGUUAUUUUUAGUCGCAUCUCUGACUACAAAGGCUCUGCAGAGGAAUUGUGGCUGUUGCCAGCAGCUCAUAUCAAGACUGUGACAGCAGGUUGACUCAGAGAAAUACUUCUUUGAUCAGUGCUCAGUUUAAUGUAAAAUACAUGAGGCCCAAAAAAGCAGUUUUUCAGGCACAGUGACGCCGUGCUGGGUACAAUGAGUUGGUAUAUUAUGAUUGAAUCUGCAAGGAAAGGAGGAUAAGCUAUAAAGACUCUGCUUUUUUCUUCUUCUCUUGCUCCUGUCCUGUAGUUGUGCAACGGCGUACAUCCUGCUGGCAGAGGAGGAAGCCACAACCAUCAUGGAGGCUGAACGUUUGUUUAAACAGGCGCUAAAAGCUGGAGAGGGCUGCUACCGCCGCAGCCAACAGCUCCAACAUCACGGUACACAAUAUGAAGCCCAGCACAGUGAGUAUGAUAUUAUAAUCCACUCAGUAUUUACUCUGCCAAUGAUCAGGAUAUUUAUCUUCUUCUGCUGGCUGUGACUCAUCUCUCCAGCCAGCGAGAACAGUUCCCAUCGCAGACCGCAGCAAGAAAAUGUUCUGGUUUUUUCUUUUUUGCGUGUUUUGAAAUAUCACCGCCUGAGGGUUAGGAGUUAUCCCAGCCGAUCGCUAAAGCCGGUCGUUGGCUGUAAUAGCAACAACAUAAUCCUUCAGUGGUUAAUAACUCAAAAAUAAGGGUCCCUGCAGAGAGAGCGACCAUUUUGCUGUCCAACCCGAAACAGCUGUUUGAAGCCGCCGCACUGUAUUUAAGAAAACUGCAGUUUUACUUUGCAGAAAUGAUAAGUUGCAGGUUUAAAGCUGUAAGUCAGCUGGUUGUUUUUGGUGCACACGUUUAUGAGACUCGGACUCCAUCUGAGCUAGGGCUGGGCGAUAUGGCCUCAAAUCAAUAUCACGAUACAUUGAGCAGUUCACGUAGAUAACGAUAAAUGGACGAUAACUACUCGAGAAGUAUUGAAAGAAAAUUAAAAAUUUGGUGAAGCAACAUUCAUGUGCUUUAAAUCAGUGGCUCUUUCUAUGUUGCUGUUAUGGUUGUGAUAUUAUAUUGGCAGCAUGCAGACCUUAUAAAUCAAUAAGCUAGACGGCUCCUCCGAGAGCCUACACUGUGAUUUUUUAAAUUACAGUACAUACUCUAAACCCCCCAAGAUUCAACAGAAUCAAAAUCUGGAUAAUGCCCAACUUUGUCUGCAGCAUACUUUGCGUACAAGAGGAAUGGAGGAGUCAGCAAAACAGACUUAAACACGGAGAGCAUGACUGCAACUGUACUGAGUUUUUUUCAUCAGAAAAACCAGCAUGAACUCUACGCUGACAAUCAGAGUGAUGGUGCACAGAAGUGAUAAUUUGGGUUCGAAACAAUACUUAAGUAUGGUGCAAUAAUAAAUUAACAAACAGACGUAAAAGGACACAGAUUGAUGCAUUUCAACUGAGCUACUGCCUUCUACUGUAAAUUUUAGGGCUGGGCGAUAAACCAAAAAUUUACAGAUACAGAAAUUUAUGACGAUAACCAAUGUCAUCAUGCCCAUUUCAGUAUAUUCAGUGUCAAAAAAAUAAACAAAAGUUGGUUUUGGAUGUGUGUAGGAAGGCUAUCAUCUCAUGUCCAUUUAAGACGCUGUCCUAUGUCGGAGAUGGAGGACGGUUCAAAAGUUUUAGCGGCUGAAGUAGACAAAGUUAAUGUAGGAGGGGGUGAGCAGCUUGUGGAGUAGUUAUCGUCCAUUUAUCAUUAUCGAGGUGAACUGCUCAAUAUAUCAUGAUAUUGAUUUGAGGCUAUAUCGCCCAGCCCUAGUAAAUUUAAUCUUUGAGUUUCUAGAAAAACAAUCUGAACCCUUCAAAGUGCUUCACAGAGCUGCAGCCUUCACAGUCUGUCGUCACAAAACUCUGCGCACUUUUUGGUUAUUUUCAAAGAAGCUGAAAUAAAUUCCCUACUGUUAGUUCUGCAGUUGGAAAUUUUGUCCUUUAAGCCUCUAAUGUCAGUGUACGGACAGCUGUCGACCGUUAAACUAAUCUGUGUUUGUGUUUCAUCAUGUGUGUCCACCAGGAAGAGACACCAACGUAUUGGUGUACAUAAAGAGAAGAUUGGCCAUGUGCUCCAGAAAGCUCGGCCGGACACGAGAAGCAGUUAAAAUGAUGAGAGAUGUAAGUGCACACACGUACACACACACACACACACACAAAAGACACACAAAAUUAAAGAAACACUAUGUGCUUUUACUCCUUUAAAGUUAAGAAGCUUUAAUCACACUUAUCCUCUGAAAUUCAUAGCUUCACAUUUGAAUGUUUGAAACUGCUCUGUGAUCACCAGAAGUUGUUGCUGUGCUGACUGUGCAAGUGUCGCCCCCUGUCUGAUAUUACAUGUAACAACAGUUGUGUGUUUUCCAGUUAAUGAAGGAGUUCCCUCUCCUCAGUAUGUUCAACAUCCACGAAAACCUGCUGGAGUCGUUACUAGAGCUCCAGAACUACGCCGACGUCCAGGCGGUUCUGGCAAAGUACGACGGUAAGACACUCGCACGCACGAACGUUUGAGUUUGAAUUUCAAAAACCUCACAACAGACGCUGGUACCGCCACGAACGCAGGGAUAAAACAGGACUUAGAUGUUUCUCAGAAAGAGGAUUAACUAUCAUUUCUUUUGAAGCUCUUUGUCUGGAUGUGUCACCUCUUUUACUUUAUGAAGGAUGAGUCUGUGGUGUUUAAUUCAACAGGUGUCAUAGUCUUUUUUUUCCCCAUGAUCCUCUUCUUUAAGUUUCAAAAUAACAGUGAAAGAAUCGUUUCAAAGGAAACUCUUGGCCUGUUACCAGUCUAUCAUUUAGAUGCUAUCACACAGAAAAGUUCUGGACGGUUUUCAUGGCACUCUCAGGACUUUUUUAUCCUCCCCGUCUCAAAUGCUUGUGCAGGUAAAAGGGCUUUUGGGUAUUAUAUUUAAUUUACUAUCAGCCUACAGUCUUCUGUGAAUCGACUGGAGCUGGUGUCUGUAAAUGUUUUCAAAUCCGCUCCAUUCAGUUUUAAAACUGCUGUCUGUGAUUUUUGAUAUCAAAGGGACGAACCUGGUUAAAGGGAUAUUCCGGCUGAAAUAAAAGUUUUGGUCAAACACAAGACACCCCCUCCAGAGAUUAAUGUUGCGGACCGCUUGCUUCUCUAGUUAUCCCAACUUCAGUAAUGACCGCACAAUAGCAAUACACUGCGGUCUACAUCUCCAUGUGCAAACCUCUAACAAAAAGCCACUCUAUAGCCACAAAUAAUGCUUAGAACAGCACCUAACUUCAUCAACAGGACAUAUAGGGUCCCAGCCAUAGUACUAGACACCAAACAUUUUUUAACUUUGCCUGAUUUCUUUAGCAAAAAGAUUAAAAACAUCUCACCUACUCUCUUCCAGCAGCCAUUUGUUUGUGGGGGAGCCCUGAAAAGUCGAUCACUGAGUGCAGUGGAGUUUCGCAGCUCAAGGAAGAAAAUUUAUGAUUAUUACUUCUUGGAAAAGCAAUCAGACCGAGACACUAAGGCAGAAAAACUGCUGCGUCUGCAGUGCAAAAUGAUUAUUAUGAUGAUUUUUACUUCAUGGAAAUGAUCCACUACACUUGGUGAUCGACUCCUCAGGGCUCCCCCAUAAACAAGCGGCUGCUGGAGGAGAGUGGGUGAGUUGUGUCUCUUGGUUGGUAUAACUAGAGAAGCAAGCAGUCGGCAACAUUCAUCUCUGGACAGGGUCUCUAACUCGUUGUUACGGUGUGUAACUUGAAUUCACGCCAGAAUAUCCCUUUAAUAGAGCCAAAUGUUUUGCAGAUUUCAGGCUCUACAGGUGUUUACACACACUCAGUUACAUAAUAACCAUUAAGUUUAUAUCAUUAAAAAGGGGCAGACCACAUUAAGAGAUUAACUGUAGACUAGCCCCAAAGCUAUGAAACCAGACCUCACCACAGUCACCUUACCCUCACUAACCGCCCCUCCCCCUCUGUCUUUAUCUGCUUUGUCUCCUCCACAGAUAUUAGCUUACCUAAAUCUGCAACAAUAUGCUACACAGCAGCGUUGCUCAAAGCCAGGGCGGUUUCGGACAAGUGAGUAUCUCCUUCCACCGCCUUCAAUACUCCACAUACCUGUUAAAGCUGAAAACAGCCCGAGGAGCCGUUCAGAGUGAAUGAGGGGAAAAGAGAGCUGAGCGCCGGUGUGUUUCCAGCAGCCGUUCAGAGCUGCCUUCAGGGUUGAUGAUUGUUAUUGUGAAGAGUGAGUGUUUCUGCUCCGCCGCAGCCCUGUGGUCGCUCACCCAGAGGUGCAGAUGUAACCUUCUCAUAGCUAUUGACUGUUUCAAUAAGGCAGGAAUGAUAAUUAUGAAAAUGGAUUAUAUUUGAUCUUAAUUUAACUUGUUCAAAUGACAUGUAUCAUAAAAAGGCAUCAAUAUGAAUUUCAGUCUGUUCACAAGUGAGGUAAAGGAUGGGAGGACACUGGCAGAUAAAAGCCUCGUGUCAUACCCAGUUUAUCUUUUAUUUCACUUAGCGCCCAGACAGUUCAUAAAGCUUGGAUGAAAGUUAAGAAAACUGAGCGACAGAGCGAGAGAAGCAGGUUAAAUUUCAGUCUGAGGAGGUGGAAAUAGGUUUCAAACUUAUUUAUAUGCAACAGUAAAUCAGUUUGACGCUUUCGAAGGCACCAUUUGAAUAUUUUAGCAGAGGAAUUUAACCUGCACCGACACUCUAAUGUGUUUUUUAAUUGAAUUAAUCUGGAAACUCUCACCUCGGUGUUUUAAAUCUGUGGGGAUUUGGAGUGAAGAGCUCACACAGAGCAGGUGGUUUUUAUUUCAACAUGUGACUGAAUCUACCCAAAACCCUCUGGAGAUGUUUUCAAAACCACUUUGAUCACGCAGGGAUGUGUAAUCUCAAUUCAGAUUACCAACAUGAGUGUUUUGUGCGUGUUUGUCCGUGUGUGUGUACAGAUUCUCUCCAGAAGCAGCAUCCAGGCGAGGGCUGAGCACAGCAGAGAUGAACGCAGUAGAAGCCAUCCACAGAGCGGUGGAGUUCAACCCUCACGUCCCCAAAGUGAGAGUCAGAUUCACGCCACAGGACACUCAAACACACACACACACACACUCUACACACCUGCAGAGGUCAUGUUGUGUGUUCUCUAAAAAAGCAGCAGUAAGCCUGUAGAGCUGUUCAUCUCAAAUAUGAUUGGCUGUAACUUCACGAGUCUGUUUCUGCUUCAUUUGUGAGACUCACACUUCCUAUUUCAAACAAUCCAAACUAUCAUCACCAAAACUUAAUCUUUAGAUCCUUGUAAUGAGCAUUAAUUAUAUUUAAUAAGACUUAUAAGGUAUUUAUGAACACUUAUUAGUGGUAACAAGAGCUUGACUAACAUAUAUUAUUGUUCAUCCUACAUCUGCACUUAAAGAGUAAAAGAUUUGUUCAUUUUUAUUCGACCCCUUCACACUAGAUCCAGUCGAUGCAAAGGAGUGUUGUUAGUAUUUAUUUAGAGGAAGAUGAAAGCUUUAUUAAUCCUUACAAGGCCUUAAUCAUGACCUUUUUGUUGUCUUUUUAAUGUUAAAUCAAAUAAUUUAAUUAUUGUUUUUGAGGACUUUGUAAUAAAGAAUAAAUGUUACACUUACAAUAAAGGCUCAUGCAGUUCUGUAAAUGUUGAUAAACAUCAUAUUUAAAUGUUAAAAUUGACUUUACUGUUAUUAUAAUUAAAAUGUGUUACAAGCUCAUGAUAAGAAUGGUUAUUAAUCUAUAAAUAACUCUUUUAUUAGAGGCUAAAUAAUGUUAAUGAACUCAUGAUAUGAUAUUUACAAAAGUGUACAAACUGUAAACACGUUUCUUACGAGAUUACAUGUGUAUUAUAAGCAAAAUAAAUGCGUUAAUUUUGCUUUUAUUAACACUAAACUCUUCUAACGUCUUAAAAGUGGAUUAUUAACAAUUAAUUCAAGUCAGUCACACAGAAUUUAUUAUGAAGUGUUACCUUUAGUUCUGAUGUAAAGCACAAAAAUCAAACUUUUAUGUCCGAAAGAAGAAAUGGAGAGAUUCAAUAUUUAAGAGAAAAAGAGAAAACUCUCAGUCUCUCUGUAGCUGUUUGAGGAUGUAGAUCAGUCACAUAAACCUACGUAUAAAUGCUAAUAUCAGACAUCCGUCUUCCUUCUCUUCUAUGGUUCGUAUAUAAUUUAUUUCCUCUAAAAUCCAUGUCACCAUGUGAAUGAAAAGCCUCCACCUUCAGAGCUGCGAUCUGCUUCCUGAAAACGUUUGAUUCAUAAAUCACAGAGCCAGCGAUCGCAUAUGUCUUUUAUUGUUUUGUACUUGGUUUUAUUUGGUGGAUUUUGGCCGUUUUUCCCUCGGAGCUGAUAUCAGGCUGAACCAGACUGUGGAGAUGAGUCUGUAAGUGCAAAAAUAGGAACCAAAUGGACUGUAAAAGAAAGCACUUUAUUUUAUUAGGCUCUAACAUUUCCAGUCUUUGUGCUCCAGUUGGAUUAUAUUCCUCUGAGUUGACACUUUAGUUGGAUAAUGAGCGUUCAUUCAGACGUGGUUUCUUUUCUACUCUCAGCUCAUUCACUGUUAAUGUCAGAUUCAGACUGACUGUAGUCACUCAACACCUUUUUUUUAUCCUCUUCCUCACCUUUGUUCCCCCUCUCCUCCUCCUCCUCCUCCUCCUCCUCAGUAUCUGCUGGAGAUGAAGAGUCUGAUUCUUCCUCCAGAACACAUCCUGAAGAGAGGAGACAGCGAGGCCAUCGCCUACGCCUUCUUCCACCUGCAGCACUGGAAAAGGGUAGAGGGAGCGCUCAACCUGCUGCACUGCACCUGGGAGGGCAGUGAGUACACACACACACACACACACACACACACACACACGGUUCAGAAGAAAACAGUCAUUUCCACGCUGGAGGAUUCGAUACAAACAGUAAAUAUUGAACGAUGAAGAAUCUGUUUUCUGUGUUUUCAGCAUUCAGAAUGAUCCCGUAUCCUCUGGAGAAGGGUCACCUGUUCUACCCUUACCCCAUCUGCACAGAGACAGCCGACAGAGAGCUGCUACCCAGUAAGAGACGUCCCGACAUGAUGCACAUUCUCAGACAGUCAAUCUGUUCAUCAAAACUGUGUCCUAGCUUGUAGAGCUGGGCAAUAAACCAAAAUUUACUGAUACUGAAAUUUACGACAAUAACCCGUCAUUUUGCCCAUAUCGGUAUAUACGGUGUCAAAAAAAUAAAUAAAUAAAAGUUGGUUUUGGAUGCAUGUAGGUAGACUAUAGUCUCAUGUCCCGUUAAGACGCUGUCCUAUGACAAAGAGGGAUAGACAGAUGAGGAGAUGGAGGACGGUUCAAAAGUUGUAGCGGCUGAAGUAGACGAAGUUAAUGUGGAAGGGGUGAGCAGCUUGUGGAGUAGUUAUCGUUGAUUUAUAGUUAUCGAGGUGAACUGCUCAAUAUUUUGGGAUAUUGAUUUGAGGCCAUAUCGCCCAGCCCUACGAACUUGCAUGCCAGGUCUACCUGCAGUUUCUAGUUGAAGAAGCAGAGCUGAGCAGCAUCCAUUGAGGCGAUUUACCUUAAAGUGACACGUAACUCAUACUUCAACACUUUAAAAAUACAGCACUAUCCCUUUAAUUUUUGAAAUGUCAAUUUACUUUUGUCUCUUAUUAAUUCCUUAGCAUCUUUAAUUCAGUUGAUGUAUCCUUGGAUAGAGCAGGAACCUGAUAAGACAGACUUAGAGAUAACGUUUGAACCGCUUCCUUUCUCUCGAUGUACCUCUGCUCAGUUUAAUCUGCAGCACACAGAUGUGAUGGUAAAAUUAGUCAUUGAUUAUGUCGAAAAUGAGACCAGUCCCUUGACAGAGCUCCAGGCGCAGGCGUGUGUGCAUGUGCAUUUGUGUGUUUUUGUGCGUCUGUGUCGUCCUGCUGUCUGCUCAGCAGCUCGUCUGUCUUCACACAAACAGACCGUCCCUCGAUUAAACUGGCUCGCAGCCAUCAGCAGCUCAGCACACCGUGAGGACAGAGCGUGGAUAUUCACAACCUUGUAUACUACGGCGUGCUGUGAAUGUUCACCAAACGUCAUUUUUACUCCAAAAGACUGAGACGGAUUUAAAGGGAUAUUCCGCUGUAAAUUUAAGUAACUUAUUGGCACUAUAAUCACUUGAAUGAAUAACUUAGAUUGACGCCGGAAUAUCCCAUGACUCGGUGUUUCCUCUGAUAGAGUCUUUCUGAGUUUGGACUGUAUGGAGCUGAAUGUGCGAGGUUACCUGAUCAGACAUGUCUGUGUUACAGCUGGCUCUGUCUGCACUUAGAUGUGUUUAGGUUAUUAUCAUGCAGCUCACACAGAACGAUGCUCUGAUUAUGAUGGAUCAUUUUUGUUUUUCAUGAUUUAUGAGACCAGAAACACAUGAGAUGGAGCUCAAAAGAUGUGUCGGAAAUAAUACCAGGACUCUGCAGAUCUUUGCCACCAAAGUAACAUUGUGUCGUGUGUGUUUGUGUGUGUGUGCGUUUGUGUCUGUCCCGCGUGGAAGCAGUGUUUCACGAGGUGUCAGUCUACCCGAAGAAGGAGCUGCCCUUCUUCAUCCUCUUCACAGCCGGUCUCUGCUCCUUCACCGCCAUGCUGGCUCUGCUCACACACCAGUUUCCUGAACUCAUGGGAGUGUUUGCUAAAGCUGUGAGUACACAAACACACACACACACACACACACACACUAGCUCUAUCUUGUUUUGCAGUGAGAAUGAAGAGAAGUUUGAUUUUGCAUCAAUAUUGCAGUAAAAAUCCCCCCAAAACACGAGUGUUUCUGCGGGUAGAGACCGUCUCGGUUUCUGCUGACCUUUGACCUUUGCUGCAGCUCCAAACUUUCCUCCGUCUCUUCACUUUGCAUAAUGAAGACGUCGGAUCGUAAAAGUUAAACACUCCAUUUCCAUAACAGCCAUGGGAGGAAUGAAUAGAUCCACCAACUCUGACCUUUUCACAUAUGAUUCCUCGCCGUAGCGCACACAUUACUCUGACACUGUUCCUCAUCGAAAAUUUAUGACCCUCUGACCUUUCCUCCACCAGCUCCACCACUUUUAAUCCCUCAGUGUCAGAGCUUCCAGACUAGAAAAUCAUCAUCGGUUUAUUUCCAUGAAUAAAUACCCAUACUUCCGUGUCUCAGCGUCGGAGACAUUCGCCGCUGAAGGCAUUCCUUCUCUUGUCCGCCGACCACAUUUCUUCUCAGCUCUCAGUCUCUUAUUUUUCUGCACAAACACUCCAGUAGUUGUAGCUCUCGGCUUUCCUGGAGUGAAAACAUCCUCGGCAUCUGCUUUUGAGUCGCUCUCAGUAGAAAACAGGUCAACUCUUGAAAUGCGUACCAGUCGAGAUCAAGCAGGAGUGAGACCUCCAAUUACAGCGAUGUCGACACCGAUGGUGCUGCAGGAACUGACUCAGGCAUUUUUAAACUUCCUGCUGGGUUCCUAUGAUAGUAGUAGGAUUGGGUUAGGGUGAGAUGCUUUUACCUCAAAUGACCCUGUUGAGCCUGAAAUAGUGGAUUAUAUAAUCUUAGUUUUGUCUCGUAUUCUUGUUAAGUUUAUCUCAUGCACCAGGCCUGCUCUUUGGGGUUUUGCCGUGACGUUUUUCCCCUCCAUUGUUCCACUCCAAUCCACUUUAUUUAUCUUAAAAAUUAAAAAAAACAAUUAAGUUUAGCAAAGUGCUUCACAGUGCUGUUAAAUAAGUUAAAACACACAAAAUACAAUGUUGUCUGAGACUAAAAUAAAAUAAAAAGGAAUCAUUAAACCACAUAAAAACACUUAAAAAAAAUAAAUAAUGAAGAAAUGAAAUCCAAUAAAAACUCUGUAAGAGCAAAUAAAAAAUCCAACAAAAGAACAGACAGAGACAGAUCGCACAACUCUCAUGCUGGGUUAUAAACCGAGGAGUAAAAAUUAGUUUUCAGGCGGGAUUUAAAAACUGUUACAUACAAAAACAUACAGAGCAUUUAAAAAACAGACUCAAUAGUAAGAGCAACUUUUGUAACUAAUUGACAGAUCCAUUAGCAAGUGUAGUUGGCACUUUCAGCAUGAAAAACGCUGUAAGUGGAAACAGGCCCUUAUUUUUCUGCAGUGUGUUUUCAGGUUUUGCUUAGAAAUGUGUAUUUGACUGCUCAAUCUUGUGGGAGAGACAUCUCUGGAACCCUUUAGGGAUUGUUGGCAGGCUGAACAGGCUGUUCCGGCUCAGAUAUCCAUUUGAGGAUCUAAUAAGAUAUUAGCGAAAGGUUCAAAAGUUGCUGUGAUCACAAAAAUGAUAAUAAGUAGAAGAAGUGCCAAUACUGGAAAGAGAUCGUGCAUUUAAUUUAAGACUGCAGUAUUCUCAAACUUAGUCAAACUUCACUGUGAGACCUGGGGGACGCCCACUCCAAACCCUGGAUUUGCUCGACAACACCACACCAAAGUCUCCUGCAGUGCUGAACACUACAGAGCAGGUGUGCUGUUCUCCCAGCAGCCAGAGGAGGGCGCUUCCUCCCUCUCUGCUCCCUCCUUGCCUGCAGGGCUGGAAUGUGCCUGAGCUCAUUUCUCCCUCCUGAUGCGACACUAUCAGCAGAUGUGAUCUACCUGCAGAGUGCACACACACACACACACACACACACACACACACACUUAUUAUAGGGAGCUUGCUUUUAGUUUUAUAUUCACACUGAUGUUACAAAGUUCAGAUCCCCCAGUACUAAAGAGAGAGGUAGGGUCCUGAUGUUAUGGUGGACUAGGGCUGGGCGAUAAACCGAAAAUUUACCGAGACCAAAAUCUAUGACGUCAUUUUGUUAAUAUAUUCAGUGUAAAAAAAAAUGUCCCGACAUGCACACUCACACACGCAAAGAAAACACAUGAAAAGGUCCAAACGGAUAACUGUUGAAUAUUCGCUUAUUUUCAGUCAUCAGUUUUUUUCUUCUUCACUGUUUGCAUGAAAUCUUGUGAGUCGAUUCGAGACGGUUUUAAUGCGAGACCUUCCUUCAAAUACAAAAAAGGAUGAUCAUCCAAUAUAUUAUAGGAACAUAAAUAAAUAACACCAAGAGGCUCAGACGGUCAAUCUGUUAAUCAAAACUGUGUCGUAGCUUGUAGGGCUGGACGAUAAACCGAAAAUUUACCGAUACUGAAAUUUGCGACAGUAAUGGACGUCAUUUUGCCCAUAAUGGUAUAUUCGGUGUCAAAAAAAUAUAUAAAUAAAAGUUGGUUUUGGAUGUGUGUAGGUAGACUAUGGUCUCAUGUCCCUUUUAAGACACUUUCCUUCAUCAGAGACGUGACUCCACCCCAUCCAGUCCGUAACAAAGAGGGAAAGACAGGUGAGGAGAUGGAGGACGGUUCAAAAGUUGUAGCGACUGAAGUAGACAAAGUUAAUGUGGGAGGGGGUGAGCAGCUUGGGGAGUAGUUAUCGUCCAUUUAUCGUUAUCGAGGUGAACUGAUCAAUAUAUCAUAAUAUAUAUUUGAGGCCAUAUCGCCCAGCCCUAUGACCCUGAGACCCCGAUGGCAUGAGUCUAAACAGGUCUAUUCGUACCUCGGUGCAGCUGUAGUCUAAGCUCCCCUCAUAUGUAGGGGUCUUGUGAUAACAAAUGGUUCCAGAAAGAGCUACACAUCUGCACAAAAUCUGCACAUUGCUGAAUGCAGUGGAUGUCUUCACGCAGGAACACAGUUUGGACCUUUUGAUUUCAGUCAUACUUGUGUCAGCUGUGUCAAUCUUCGGGACAUUUUCCAGACUUGCCUUUAGGGGGCUCCACACAGCAGGACUCCCUGACCUGCUUAAUGAGGCAGAUUCAGAUGCUGGUCUCGCUCAUCCGAGUCGUGCGUCCUCACUUCUUUAGGAUUACGGGACAGUCUUUGGCCGCACACUCAGUUCAAACACAGAGGACACACACACACACACACACACACACACACCUUCACUUUGAAGUGGCCUUUGAAGCCGGAGCAGAGAUGUGAGAUCUGAUGAGUGAGGAAGACUCAUGCAGGUGAAGAGGAGGGUGGCACAGAUAGACUCUCUCUGUCAGGACUUUAAUCUGCCGUCUGACAAAGUGGGAACCUCUGUGACCUGCUGCUGCUCUGCCGGAGCCCCUAUCACCCCCAGCUACCUCUCCUCCUCCUUCUCUUCCUCCCCCCUCUCUUUCACCUUCAGCUCUUCUUCUCUGGUUGUUGCCAAAACAAAACCGAGGACGAGGCCUGACAGUGAGUCCUCCUGUACUCAGGUUUGAAGUACAAAUGCAGAAUUAAUGGAGAGGAGGGGAAAAGUGCAGUGUACUCUAGACCUCGACCCACUUUCAGAGAGGCGGCUUGACUCUUGUUGGUAGAAAAGUGUUUUACUCUCCGAUACAAAGAAUCUGAAAAAUUCAAAAUCUCAGCUGUAGCUCAACAGCUCAUCUGUAAAACCCGUCCGUGUUUUGUCCCCCUGCAGUUCCUCAGCACGCUGUUCGCUCCUCUGAACUUCAUCAUGGAGAAGGUGGAGAGCAUCUUGCCGUCCAGCCUCUGGCACCAGCUCACCCGCAUCUGA
Molecule: messenger RNA, 49570 nt
Organism: Xyrichtys novacula (pearly razorfish)
Lineage: Eukaryota; Metazoa; Chordata; Actinopteri; Labriformes; Labridae
Source: the annotation of a GenBank genome assembly